Messenger RNA from Podarcis lilfordi (Lilford's wall lizard), 47671 nucleotides. NCBI's taxonomy places the organism in Eukaryota, Metazoa, Chordata, Lepidosauria, Squamata, Lacertidae. The record is from the annotation of a GenBank genome assembly.
CUCCUCUCUUCCCUGCCUCCUCCUGCCCUCACGUCUCUACCUACACAGUUCCCCAACGCAGCAGGAAUGAGGUUUGAGCUCAGCUACCCUCAGUUGCCUUUCGCAGAGAGGGAAGUUGGCACCGGGCACCUCUGCUGCUGCUGCUGCUGCUGCUGUUGAGGGGGGUCCGUCUCUCCAAGGGAGGUGGAUCCAGAAGGGGGCUGGCAACAGAUCCAGAGACCCCCAUCCCCAUCCUUCACAAGAGGGGCAGAGUGAGUGGGGGGCACUCCUCCUUGGCGUAGGCUGGAAGAAGACACGGGCUCUGCUACAAUGGACCCGAAGGAGAGGAAGAAGAUCCAGUUCUCGGUGCCGGCUCCCCCUAGCCAGCUGGACCCCAGAGCGGUGGAAAUGGUAAGGGGGACGAGGGUUAGGGUCAGGGGGGCGGCAGAGGCGGCUUGGGACUUAGGGAUCAAGUUGCUGGGAAGUGUGAGCUGGCACUGAUUUGCCGGAGUCUCUCGCAGGCAGUCUUUCAGCUUGCAAUGCAAAUAAGCACAUCCAAUGUGCUUCAUGUUCUAACACACACAGAGAGAGACGGGAAACACAGGAACUUCGGUCUUUAAAAUAUAUAUUACAGGGAAGGAAGACUUGCUGAAAUCUGUGGGACUUAUUUCCGAGUCCUCAGGUUAAGCGCGUCUAUGAAAUGCCCUUUGUACGAUGCAUAUUUCUUAUAUUGAAUGUGUGUGGCUCCCACUCUUUUCUGCUGUGAGCAUUUUAGUGCUCCUUUUUUAAAAACGUGUUAAGAGUUUUCUUGUAAUUUGCAUCAUUGCCGUUUUAACUUUGUGUAAGCCUUCCCAGAAACCUGUUGAAGAGCGGGGUGUAUGAACCAGCUAAGUAAGAGAAUUUAGUAUUUGAAGCAUUGUGUAUUUACGUAGGGAUUUAAGUGACUUGCAUGCAAGUAACACCUGUGAAUGCAAGACCAAAAUGAACUAAUGAACCCAACUAGGAAAAUACAGUUAAUGCAUUGGAAAUGCACUUUAUUUCCUCCUUCCACAGGUGCACAUACACGCCCAGAUGUGCACUGUUCGCUCUUCUUGCACAACCACCCCUGAAUCCAAGCUUAUUUAAAAAAAGUGGGCACUUUUCCCCCAAGAUGGCCAUUUAAGUAUACAUUCCUGCACACCCCACAUUCAGUGUGCAUCCAAACUUUCUUUUCAUGCUUUUAUUUUUACUCCAAUGAGCAAAUUCUCACAUCAGAUGCAAAUCCCUGCUUUUCACACCUGCCUUUGCGCUUUCUGCAAUUUCACACUUAAACCAUGCAGUCACACACACACACACACACACACAGCGAAGAAAUCAACACUUUGAAAAUUGUAACUUUUGGCCAGUUUUUUUUUGUUUUUUACAACCAUGGUUUCUGGUCCUUAUGGCUUUGGAAACUUCUCAGUGGGAGUGUGAGGACAAGUCCUGGUGGAAUCUCUGAAAUCAGAAACAGGGCUCUUAAGAACAGGAUCUCCAGAGAUCAGGGGGUGGAGCGUCUGCUCUCUACUCUUUGCUCCUCCCUGUGACCAACUGAAGAGAAUGUGUGAUGCAAAAUAAGCAAAUAUAUGUGUGUUUGCAGAUGCCCGCUUUUUCAGAAUUUGAGUUACCUAGAUGCAGAUUUCUCUCUCUAAUUAGUUAAUUCCACCUGCCCACAUAGUAUACAUAGCCUCCGGCCAGAAGUUUUCUGUGAGUGGCAUUGAGCAAAUAAGUCACUGGCUUGCAAACUCUGUUCACCAUCCGUAAAAUGCAAAUACUUACAGCCUAUCUCUUGGAUUUGUGUAUGUAAGGAUAUGUACGCCCACAUCCACACAUGCAUAAUCAUAAUGUGAUUUGCACACUAAAAGUGCUACAGAAAUUAUUAUAAUUUCUAGGGCCACGAUCUAGUAAGAAAGAUGCACUUUCGAGUGUGAGAGUUAAGCACAUGUUUAAAACUUUCUCAUGGAAAUCAGUGGAACUUAACUGUAUCAGUGUUGACGCUAUCGACUGUACAACAUUGGUGGAUUGCAUUUAUAGACCACCUUUUUUCUCCACAACAACCUUGUGAGGUAUGUUAGUCUGAAAGGCAGUGAAUCUCCCUUUCUCUUACACAAACAGAGCAUGGAUUGGCUAGAACAGGAGAAGAAUUAAGAAUCACAGCCUUGUAGAGUUGGAAGGGACACCGUGGGGCAUCUAGUCCAACCCCCUGCAAUGCCCAGUGUGGGGUUCAAACCUACGACCCUGAGAUUCAAAGAUGUAUAACUUGCUGUUGAAAUGGAAUACUCAGGAUGAAACGGUGAAAUCUGCUAUGAUUAAAUGGGCACAAGAUGUUGGACAUAACAUAAUGAUGGCUGACUGGGAACAGUUAUGGACCACAGGUAUGAAGUUUACGGCAUGCAAUGCCUUAAGAGAGAAUAUUAUGAAAAUGAUAUACAGGUGGUACAUGACCCCAGUCAAGCUUGCAAAAAUCUAUCACUUGCCCGAUAAUAAAUGUUGGAAAUGUAAAGAAACUGAAGGUACAUUCUUUCACCUUUGGUGGACGUGCCCAAGGAUUAAGGCUUUCUGGGAGAUGAUUUAUAAUGAAUUAAAAAGGUAUUUAAAUAUACCUUCUUGAAGAAACCAGAGGCCUUUCUCCUGGGCAUAGUCGGCCAAUCGGUGUUAAAGAAGGAUAGAACUUUCUUUAUGUAUGCCACAACAGCAGCAAGAAUACUUAUUGCAAAGUAUUGGAAGACACAAGACCAUUCUGGAAGAAUGGCAGAUGAAGGUGAUGGACUACAUGGAAUUGGCGGAAAUGACUGGCAGAAUCCAAGACCAGGGAGAAGAGUCGGUGGAAGAAGAUUGGAAGAAAUUUAAAGACUAUUUACAGAAAUACUGCAAAAUUAAUGAAUGUUAGAAUGAUGUUGGAUUGAAGUUAAGUGGUUUUUAGCUGUAAUGGUAUAAAAGAAUAUGAAAAAAUGGAUUUUUAACAGGUAAAAAUUUAAUGCUAUAAUAUAUUAAGAUUAAAGAUCAGGAUAAAACAAAGAGGGAAAGGACUUGCUGAACUAAUAAAUUGAACUGGAAUACAGAAAAGGGAGGUAUGAGGAGGUCCGGGAAACAAGCAAAUGAAAGAUCAGUGAUGGAAAGAUUGAAUUGUUUUUAACUAUUUUUAUUUUGUAUUUUUUCCUUUUUUCUUUUUCAUUUUGUAAUAUUGUGAAAACCCUAAUAAAUAUUUAUAUAUAUAUAUAAAAAAAAAACCUACGACCCUGAGAUUAAGACUCUUAUGCUCUGCUGACUGAGCUAUCUCAGGAGACUGUUAAAUCUUGGUAGCAACAAAUUCCUAAUUCCAGAGGAGUACUAACAGCAACCAAAGCAAAGGAGACUCUUUUUGGACCUCUGAAGACUAACCAAUAUAUGGCAGCUGGCGUAAGCGGGGAAUAGAUUAUAGAAAAGAUCUUGUCAUAUGCACAAAGCUGUCAGCUAUAUAUGCAUACAUUCCAUGAGUGCAGCUGCACAAAAUUGUAAAGAUGAAAUGCUUCUUGCAGUGGGUGCAGCUUAAUGGUUAACACUACCUGUGCUGCUUUAAAGGGUCCAGCCUUCUCCAAUAACCUCUUACUGCAGUGGAGGUAAAGGUAAAGGACCCCUGGACAGUUAAGUCCAGUCAAAGGUGACUAUGGGGUUGCAGUGCUCAUCUCGACUCCUAUGUCUGAGAAGGGCUGUCCCCGAAUGCCCUUCCCCUUCUGCAUCAGGGUCUUCACCCCUAACCCCUGAAGAUGAGGAACCUGACUCCAGAGUCACCAUGACAGAAACACUAGCUGAUAAGAAGGUGGAGAACACCAGGAAGUAUUCUUUGUUGCACAUUCACAAUGAUUUGUUCUCAUGAUGCUCUUGGGGUCGUCACACGCAACCCAGCUCCCUGCUCCUGCAAAGUUUUUUAGAGCUGCUCACAUACUUUCUGUCCAAUCGGUGCACAUCCCGUAACUCCCUGAUGAAAUUCCAUAACUUUUCAUACUACGGAUGUUCUGGUUUAUUUCUGCCUUGCUUUUUCUACGCUAUAGCCCCUCCAGACAGCAACAGCACUGGGGGAGAAUCGUGGAACAAAUGAAAGCAGAAUAAAUCCACCCCCUAUAAUGCCCUGCGGGACGCGGGUGGCACUGUGGGUUAAACCACAGAGCCUAGGACUUGCCAAUCAGAAGGUCAGCGGUUCGAUUCCCCGCAAUGGGGUGUGCUCCCAUUGUUCGGUCCCAGCUCCUGCCAACCUAGCAGUUCGAAAGCACAUCAAAGUGCAAGUAGAUAAAUAGGUACCACUCUGGCGGGAAGGUAAAUGGCAUUUCCAUGAGCUGCUCUGGUUCGCCAGAAGCAGCUUAGUCAUGCUGGCCACAUGACCGGAUGCUGUACGCCGGCUUCCUUGGCCAAUAAAGAGAGAUGAGAGCCGCAACCCCAGAGUCGGCCACGACUGGACCUAAUGGUCAGGGGUCCCUUUACUUAUAAUGCCCUAUGACUGUGUCAGAAACUUGUUGCAGAAUACGAUAAAAUGGAGGUAACCAGAAAAGUGAUGGAAUUUCAGCAAGAAGUUUCCAAACAGGCAUUGAUGGAAAAUGAAGUACGUAGUGUGAGCACCCCAAAACUUUUGCAGCCACAGGCAAGAUUAGCAGGGCAGCAUAUUAUAUUAUUAUUAUUAUUAUUAUUAUUAUUAUUAUUAUAUAGCUGCCCCAAUAGCAUCACAAGCACAAAUAAUGAAGAAUGCACAGGGAGGGGAAAGGAUGCCUAGAGGGGGGCCUUAAGUGUUCCUAGGGAAAUUAAAGUCCUUCCGACUCUUCCCCACCCCAACGCUUUCUCGUAUGCUGAGCAGCAUAACAAUAAUAUAUUGAAUUAUGAAGAGCUGAGCUGGCUGCUUCUUUCCUCAUUCGCAUCUGAUGUGUCUUUAUUUCCUCCCCUCUGAGCAGCCAAUGGAGACCAGCAGGGACCCAGUCAUGUUCUCUGGCAUGCCAGGGAGCUCUUGCCAGCCAAUUCAGCUGCCUCCUCCCAAGAUGCAGGCAUGGGCUCUCUUCCCAAGCCACUUACGUAGCUGAGGGAGGCAUCCCUGAAAUCCAGGCACCUCUGGUGAUUACCUAGGGCUGUGUUAAAACAGCACUUUAUUCCAGUUUCCUUACCUGAUCUUUCUUUGCAUUUUACAUCUUCUUCCACAUGAAGUAAAGGCCACUUCUGGCCAUCUAGCAGAAUCUAGUUGACAUUUAGCACUCAUCUCUCUGUUAAUUGCUUUGUCUGCAACCCCGUUAACCUGGGAAAUCGCAGUACGAAAUGUGGGAUGGUGGUGGUUCUGGCAUAGAGGUCCUCCCUGCUGUUUCCGUGUGUGAAUCGUGGGGGGGGGGACAGAUGUGCACGUGCACAUGAAGGGUGAGGUGUGUGUGGCAACGACGUGUUCGAUGACGUCUGCUGUUGAGUCACACCACGCCCACCAGUGGGAAUGAAAUGUAGAGCGGCAGGGUGGUAUAUUGGUCAAAAAGCCACAGUUUCGUAAUGCAGCAGGUGAUGCAAUGUGAAACAAAUGUUAUGGACGGGGACAGAAGUGCUGGCAUUUCAGCUAGGGAGACAAAUGCAGCCUCUAUAGCUCAGUCGAUAGAACAGGAGACUCUAAAGCUUAGGGUCGUAGGUUCGAGCCCCACAUUGGGCAAAAGAUUCCUGCAUUGCAGAGGGUUGGACUAGAUGACCCUCAAGGUCCCUUCCAAUUCUACAAUGCUAUGAUUCUAUGAUUCCCCAUGUCCGAAUGCACCCUAAUUUGCCUCUAUGGUCGUGGAAGGAACAGGAGAGGCAAGCCAAAAGCAGUACAGUGGUACCUCGGGUUACAUACGCUUCAGGUUACAGACUCCACUAACCCAGAAAUAUUACCUCAGGUUAAGAACUUUGCUUCAGGAUGAGAACACAGGGCAUGGAUGAAACUAGUGGUCCCAGUGCUCAUUCCCAAAUCCAGGAAUGGGGCCCUAGUUGCAGCUCCCAAACAUGCUCAAAGUCUUGUCUCACAGAGAAGACCUUAGGGUACUAGGCUUGUGAAUUUGUACAGGCAAAAUUGGCAGGAGUGGUGUGUUCUCAGAACCUCACCCUUAAAAAAAAAAAAAAGAAUACAUUGCCCAUCUUUUUAUGUGUCAUAUUCCUCUGCAAAACUAACAAAUCCUCCAUAUGAUAUCUGUUCCAGAUCCGCCGACGAAGACCAACUCCAGCCUUGCUGUUCCAGCUGUCAGAAACAUCAUCCCCUGGUGAGUCUUAAUUCUUCUUAUCAGGCCAGGAUGGGGGAAGGAGAAGAGGACAGGUGGCCUGGGGUGUGGACUAGAUGGGCCUUUGGCUUUUCUUAUAUCCUUACGUCCACAGUGGCAGCAUUUGAAUAUGUAUGAACAUUCAAAACUGGUUUAUAUCAAGUCAGAAUGUUGGCCCAUCUAGACCAAGAGUGAGGAACCUAUGGCUCUUCAGAAGUCACUGGACUACAAUCCCAUCAUCCCUGACCAUUGGCCAUGCAUGCUAGGGCUGAUGGGAGUUGUAGUUCAGCAACAUCUGGAGUACAAUGUUUCCCGUUCCUGAUUUAGAUCCUUCAGCUGGAGAUAGCAGGGGUACAGGCAGGCGUUGGGCAGGAAAACAGGUAACAGACUGUAUGGCAAAGACCUUCUUUUGCAAAAAACAAAAUCCAGACACUGUUUCCUUGAGAACAACAACAACUAAAUUUUUAAAUCUUUUUGGAAUAAGCUAAACAACCUUCCUUCUGAUUCCUGUUCUCGAUUUAUAAAAUCACUGCAUGUGUAUGAUAAGAUGCAUACCGAACAUUUCAAAAUUAUUCAGAUGCCUGUAAACUCCAGUAACCCAAGGCUGUUCUGGAGCUGUUACAUUUGAUUGGCUUGGUUUUACAACUUUUUUUUUUAUUUGUACAAAUGACGUCAGCCAAAAACUUUGGUUACAGAGCAACUCAGAAAUACAACGCUAUAAAUCAGCAAUCCCUUACCCUGCCCACCCCCAAAACAACCACACCUCUGUCAGGUUGGCUGGUAAAAUCUCCAAACUGCAGAUGAAUAGAAGUUAGAAACUGAGAAUUUUGUGGUUUAGGGAUAUAGGCAAAUGCCUUGUAUCAAGCCAGAUGAUUGGUACGCCUUGCUGAAUAAAAUCUACGUCAGCCUUCGUCAAUUUGGUGCCCUGUUGGUGUUUUCAAUUACAACUUCCUUCAGGUUGGCGAAAACCAGUAGGUGCUGACUGGCAACUUCUCAGACAGGGAUCCUUCCCAGCCCUACCUGGAGAUGCGGGGGCUUGAACCUGCUACAGACUUCUUUAUGAACCCCUCAGCUGUGACCCUUCCCCACCUAGUGCGUUUGUGGCUGGGGUGAGACCCAGCCUGGAGUCUGGCCAGUGCACAGUCUUAGCUGCUACAGUACAUUAGCUGCUUAAAAAUAAGUGAUAUACUACAUAGGUAAAGGUAAAGGGACCCCUGACCAUUAGGUCCAGUCGUGACCGAUUCUGGGGUUGUGGCACUCAUCUCGCUUUAUUGGCUGAGGGAGCCGGCGUCAGCUUCCGGGUCAUGUGGCCAGCAUGACUAAGCCGCUUUCUGGCGAACCAGAGCAGCGCACGGAAACGCCAUUCACCUUCCUGCCAGAGCGGUACCUAUUUAUCUACUUGCACUUUCACGUGCUUUCAAAGUGCUAGGUUGACAGGAGCUGGGACCGAGCAACGGGAGCUCACCCCGUCGCUGGGAUUCGAACCGCCGACCUUCUGAUCAGCAAGCCCUAGGCUCUGUGGUUUAACCCACAGAACCACCCGCGUCCCUUAUAUGCUACAUAAACACACGCUAAACAACUUAAAGAUUCAGAAAUCUUUUGUAAGGGAAAUGCAAACUAAGAACCAAGGAAGGGAAAUACCACUCCCCCAACAUGGAAAGCAGAGGCAGCUGCGCCCCCGUCCUUCCCAUAACAAGCCUUGCUUGUCAAACUGCAUUGCAGGAAAGCUCAUCGCUGGAGUUUCUUUCUGUGCUCAAGGUUCCAUCCAAGCAGCUGGAAAAUAAGACUAUGUUCCUUGGUAUCUCUUGCUAGAAGUGAACAGCCUUCCAGCCCUUGGUAGCUCCUUCUCUGGACAAUAGCCUCCCUUGUUGUACAGGGACAGGCAGGGCAUGAAGGACAGAAUCUACCUAUUCCAUGGGCUGAUUCCCUCCCAAGGAACUUUCCGCAACACAUCCUCCAGCUAUGUUUAUGUGGCCAGGAAACUUUCACAGUCGGAACGGUGGGUGAGCAGAGUUGUUGCUUAACUGCAGCUGGAAUUUGCCAGUGGUUGGCUCCGUUCCAGACCUCAGAGUUGGGCCCCGCGAGUGCAGUUUCUCGCAGCGCACAUUGGGGUGUCUUAACACACAACGGCUUAAUUUCUGAAAUGAGACCUUGCGUGCUUCCAGACCGGGAGGCUUUAUAUCACACAUAGUGUUUAUGAGUCUGUGAUUGACGUAUAUUUCGCAAGACCUCUGUAUUAUUAUUAUUAUUAUUGGAUUAUUAUUAUAGGAUUAUUAUACAUGCACUGUGCAGAGGUCCUGAGCGAACACUUCCUCUGAGCUGCCUUGUUGAAAUUCAGACGUGUCUUUAGUAAGCAGCAAUAAGUGGAAAUAGGUAAAGGCAAAGGGACCCCUGACCAUUAGGUUCAGUCGUGGCCGACUCUGGGGUUGCGGCGCUCAUCUCGCUUUAUUGGCUGAGGGAGCCGGCGUACAGCUUCCGGGUCAUGUGGCCAGCAUGACUAAGCCGCUUCUGGCAAACCAGAGCAGCGCAUGGAAACGCUGUUUACCUUCCUGCCAGAGCGGUACCUGUUUAUCUACUUGCACUUUGACGUGCUUUCGAACUGCUAGGUUGGCAGGAGAAGCGGAAAUAGACACACUUAAAAAUCGAAGAAGAGUGUGCUGGAUCAGGCAAAGCAUCCCGUUCUCACAGUGGCCACCCUGUGGUAAACCUGCAAGCAGGAUUUGACCAAAAGUGCACUCUCCUCUCCUGUGGUUUCCAGCGGAUGGUAUUCAGAAGCAUUGCUGGCUCCAACUGGGGAAGGCAGUGCAUAGAUCAUAGAUCAUGGCCCUUUCCUCCGUGAAUUUGUCCAGUCCUCUUUUAAAGCCAUCCAGGUUUGUGGCCAUCCCUGCCUCCUGUGGGAGCAAGAUCAGUAGCUGAACUAUGCACUGCAUGAAGAAGUACUUGUUUUUAUCUGUCCUGAAUCUUCCAGCAUUCAGUUUCAUUAUGAGAGAAGGGGGAGGGGACCUUUCUCCAUCCACUAUCUCCAUGCUGUGCAUCCCAUAAGGAACAAAAAAGGCUAGGUUGUGCUCAGGUGAGGAACAAACGGAAGCAGCAGUGUGGCAACGGAGCCCACCCACAGAAAUGUCACAUAACAAACAGCCCGUCACAAAAAUCCACUUGUGAUUGUGGACGUACACAACAGGUAAUUUUUUACUGAUCUGAAAUCCAGGUGGAACCACUAAAAGGCAGACACUUUGGUGGCGGUGAUAUGUCCAUGAUGCAAAAACAUCUGAGCAGUUCUGCAACAAACUCCCAUCAGUGUCAGGGUCUGGGUGGAGGAGGAAUGGUGCAGACCACCUCCCCAGCCUGACCCUUCCAGAGAAGAAGGAGACAGUUCAGAAUGACAACAGAAGUUUGAGGGAGGUCACAGCUCAGAGGCAGAUGAAGGGGAAAGCUGGGAAAUAGUGGGAGAGGAGGAGGAGGAAGAAGAAGAAGAAGCACUAGGGGAGAAACAGCUGAUGGACUCAGUGUCUUUAGAAAGCAUUCAAGACCCGCCCCCCUUUCUCCCAGAACACGGUGGGCCUUGAAAGUAGGAGAGCAAAGAGCUCAAAGGCAAAGGGCACUUUCCAGGACCCAUAGCACUGGCUCAUGAGGAAGUGGGAGAGACAGAGGGGGUGGGGUUUCACUCAGAGCAACGCCAUUAUUCUGAGAGGCCACACUCCCAAGCCUCUCUCUGUGAAUAUUGCAUAAAUGCAGAUGGUAAGGACUUUUCCUUGUCUUGUCCAUUCCUGGCAACCUGCCGUGGGGGUUGGAUCCUCGGCUGCCUGACAAUCAGGACGCACUGCUAGCCAUGUUCAUGCAGAGGUAACCAGAGGUGGUGCCCAUGGGUGAAGAUGUGCCCACAGAGACCUUCUUAGACUUGAAAGAAGCAACUCUGUUGUAGCCAGUAAAAUAGGUGUGCUUGGUCCCUGGGUGUGGGUGGAUACCUAUAUUUUUUACCUGUUUGGAAUGUCCCCAUGAUUGGCGACACCUUGCUAAUGCAUUCCCAUAAGCCAGGCAUGUCCAACAGGCAGAUCGUGAUCUACCAGUAGAUCACUGGACGUCUGUGGUAGAUCACCGGUAGAUCAGUGGCUCUCCCCAAAGAAGCUAAAAAACUUUGGCUCCCCUAAAAAAGCAUCUUUGCCCUGCAUCCCUUAAAAACGGGGCUUUCCUCCCUAAAAAAAGCUCAGUGUCACUUUCCUUCUCCCUAAAGAAGCUCAACAACUUUGACCUGAACCCCAAAAAAGGGGGUAGAUCACUGCCAAUUUUUAACUCUGUGAGUAGAUCGCAGACUCUUGGAAAUUGGCCACGCCUGCCAUAAGCCAUUGCUUUCACUCUGGAAGAUCUAAACUCCAGGUGGCUACAUACUGGUGGGGGAAAGGAGCAUGCGAGAUGCAGGUUGCUGCCUUGUACCAACUCAAACCACUGGUCUAUCCAACUCAGCAUCACCUGCUCUAACCAAGCAGUGGCCCUCCAGGGAUUUCAGGCAGGAGUAUUUCCCAGCCCUAUCAGAAGAUGCCUGGGGCUGGGCCCUUCUGUAAACAACGAAUGUGCUCCACCACCGAUCUGUGGCCCAACGUACAGAAAUGGGUUCUGUGGAGCUCAGGCACAUUAAGCAAGGUUACGAUCUCUUGGGAUCAUGGACACGUUUAAUUGGAGAGGCUCUUCUUCACACAGAAGAUCUGGGCAGCUCCUAACCAAGACACAAACAGUAUUUUUUAAAACGUGAAGAUAAUUUUCAGAAAACAAGAUACACAGAGGAAGCAUUGUUUAUCCCUGGCAGUUGAACAUUUUUUCCAAGCCAAAAGGUCUGGCAGAGGCCCAGGAUGAAACCUGGGUUUUGGCUAACCACUGGAGGGUGAGUUCCAGAGUUCCAUCUUUCUGAGUCCUCUCCUUGUUCUAAACGCCAUGCUCAGCUGAUCUAAAAACAGGGAUGGGAAUCUUGUAGCCCUCGAGAUGUUUGCCGGACUACAACUCCCAUCAUCCAUGGCAAUUGGCCUUGUAAGCUGGGGUUGUUGGGAGUUGGAAUCCAGCAACAGCUGGGCAGCCAGAGGCUCUCCACCAAAAACAGGGUGGGGCAGAGUGCCCAGAUGCUAAGGAGCUAAGGAGCUAAGGAGAAGAGGGCAUUUCAGCAGUCAGGCUUGGUAGCCCUCGUACUGUUCCACUUGGAAAUGAAGCUCUACCCCUAUCCCCAUACCUUCCAACAUUUCUCCAGUGAAAUAGGGACUUCCUAUUAAAUAAUAAUAAUAAUUUUACUGUUUAUACCCCCCCCCCUUCUGACUGAGUUGCCCCAGCCCCUCUGGGUGGCUUCCAACACAUAUAAAAACAUAAUAAAACAUUAAACAUUAAAAAAAAACUUCCCUAUACAGGGCUGCCUUCAGAUGUCUUCUAAAGGUUGUAUUUUCACUUAUCUCCUGAGAUCUGGGGUUGCAUAACUCCAUACCCUCUGACAUUUCUCUGAUGAAAAUAGAGACGUCCUAAGGAAAAGCGGGACAUUCCAGGAUCAAAUCAGAAAUUGGGAUGGCUUCUGAAAAUCUGGGACUGUCCCUGCAAAAUAGGAACAAUUGGGGGGGGGGUCUACAUUCCCAGUUGCUGACACGGGCCUGAUUUUGAAGAAAGGCCUGUGCGUUGGAUUGUGAGAGGGGUGGCUUCUCCACAAAAAAGGCACAGUUACAAAAGACUUUUUGGCUUGCACUGACUUAUGCCCACCAAUAGCUCCAUUCAUCAGUGGACCCCAUGAAGCUUCAACAGGGAGGCAGCUGCUCCCACGCUAGGCGUAAUGGAUUUAACCAGGUUAUUACUGCUGAAUAGGAGGUAAAACAUUCCAGCCUGGUUCAUAAAUCCAAGCAGCUGAGCAGGUACUCUCUGAACACGACUGCAGGCAAUUCCAUGCAGGAAAGCUAUUUGCGUAAGCGGCUCACUGUGCUCUUUGGGGUGGUUUAAAAACAUGCUGAUGAGCUCCCAUGGUUUGCAGAGGCACUGUUGAAAUCAACCCAGUGCGGGGAGCCAGUCACACAAAUAGAUUGCUGUGCCAAGCUGCCUCCGCACAGUCAAGUUGCCAGGUGGUCACCUGCCUGGUUGCUUGAAUGCAUGAAUGAGACACCCUGUGCCACCAGCACAACUUUGCCACGAAACGCCUAUGAGCGUGAAUCAAGUCCUUUGCACCUCUCCCGGUGUCCUGGAGCAGGCCUCCCCAACCUGGUGGCCUGCAAAUCCCAGCAGCCACUGCCAAUGAUCAGGGAUGAUGAAAGGUGUCCUCCACAAUGUCUAGAGGAUGCCACAUUGGGUAUUUCUGUCUCAGAUUGCGGAAAUUCAGAUUGCAAUUCUACGCCUCUCUGUUGUUUGCUUUUACUGACGCUGCUCUCUUUUCUUGUUUGCUUCUUUCUUCACCUGCUCGCUGCAGAAGACGAAGGUUCUCCAUACCAGGUCAGUAUCACUGGUUAUAUGUAGGAGAAGAAGGCAUGCAAAGGAAAGGAGCAGUUGGGUGAAAAAGGCUACAAGGGCAUAUCUGGUUUAAUAGUAAUUCCUUGUCCCCAGAGAUUCCUGGAGAUGUUGGGUUGCCUGUCAUACAGUCAUACCUUGGGUUACAGACGCUUCGGGUUGUGUGAUUUCGGGUCGCGCACCACUCCAAACCCAGAAGUACUGGAACUGGUUACUUCUGGGUUCCGGUGCUUGCGCAUGCGCGGAAGUGCUAAAUCGCACUUUGCGUGUGCGCAGAAGAACCGAAUCGCAACCCGCAUGUUGCGGCGCUGCGGGUUGCGAAUGUGCUUCCCGCACGGAUCACAUUCACAACCUGAGCGUCCACUGUAUCUCAGCUUUCUUCCAUCCUGAUGGAACGGCAAUUUGCACAGGCAGGAUUCCUAGGUGCAGUGGUGUGGGGUGAAAUUUUUCAUAACGGAAACAGUUAGGGCCAGAGGAGCCAGCUUGCAAGUUCAGUGUAAGGUCAACAUUGUGCACACCUGAGUAUUGCACCUCCCUCCCUAAACAGGGCAGAAGCUUCCUGGGCUUUGGGAAGGAGGUGCCAGGCUUCUGUCAGAAUGCCAGAGCUCUGCUGCCUCCUUCCCAAAGUUGGGCAAUCUUGGGAAGGUGGCAGGAGGGCUCUUGGACCCCAUCAGAGAGAGAACCAAGUAGCAUGUCCCCAUUAUUCUUUUUUUAUUGGUAUACUAAGUGCCUCUUACUCAGGGCCGGAUUUAGGUUUGAUGAGAUCCUAAGCUACUGAAGGUAAUGGGGUCCUUUAUAUGUCCAGCUGUCCUUUGUCAACAACAAAUUGUCACUGUUUUUUUUGUGUUGAAUAUAUGCUGUAUGGUAAUUUAUGGACCUAAUAAGUAUCUAAAGCCAUUUGCACAUGUUGCCAUGCAGCUAGUCCAUGCAGAAUGUAGGCACCCUAUAUAUAGAGAUGAGCAAACCAGUGAUAUUUUAGGGAGCAGGCUAGCAGCCCAUUACUUACAUCAUAGGAGCCUACACAACACAAAACACUGUUGCUGUAUGUAGGUUUUAUUUUAUAUGUUUUUUAUCUUGUAUUUUGGAAAUGUACAUCCAGGUGUUUUUUUCCUUUAAAUUUUUUUGGGGCCCCCAAGAGAGUGGGGCCCUAAGCUAUAGCUUGUUUAGCUUAUACGGAAAUCCAGCACUGCUCUUACUCAGCAUUGCUUGGGAAUUCUAAGAAACCAAAAAAUCAGUGCUGUGCAAAAGCUUCAGCCCUCCAUCUUAAUUUAAAAUGGUGCCCCAUCGUAUCCAAACAUGGACAAAAACCUGCUUCUUGACCUCAGGAACCAUCAUGAAGACUUUGGUUCGGAUAUCUCAAGAGGUGUCCAACUGCAUAAAGAACAGACAGCAUUCCAAAAUACACAGUAAAUUUCACAGUAAUGGCACACCAGCUUUCUUUCAGGGAAGCUUGUUCCCCAUCAUUGAUCUCUUUGGCUACACAAUGAUAGGAUUCUGAGGUGCCCUAAUUUUCUCCAGAACACAUUCUGAAAAGCAUUGCUGCAUUAUAUUCUGGAGGAGUAUGUUAUAGGCCACCCAAAACGGUGUGCAUUUUCACUCUGCACACGUGUGUGUGUGUGUGUGUGUGUGUGUGUGCCUGCCAAGGAAGGAGGCUCCUUCUGAAUAAGUGCAGGGUGCUUACUACCCCUCAGUGCUGUUGCGUAAGCACAGCCAGCCUCCCCCUCCAAGUAUCUAUGGGUGUGAGGAGGCAGAAUUCCUGAAUAUGGAGGAGUGGUUGACUUCCUUACUGCUUCUCUGAACAAAGGCUUAGAACAUUUUAAGGUGAACUGUUUAACAUGGAAAUCAAAACUCCGGCUUUUAUGCAAUCAGUGGGUGGGGAAAUGGUUCUGCUUGAAGAAUACUGCAUUUUCGCAGCAUUCAAGCUUCUGCUUGCAUGAGUGUCAGAGACAGUGCAUGAGAGCCAGUGUGGUGUAGUGGUUAGGAGCAGUGGAUUCGUAAUCUGGUGAACCGGGUUCGCGUCUCCGCUCCUCCACAUGCAGCUGCUGGGUGACCUUGGGCUAGUCACACUUCUCUGAAGUCUCUCAGCCUCACUCACCUCACAGAGUGUUUGUUGUGAGGGAGGAAGGGAAAGGAGAUUGUUAGCUGCUUUGAGACUCCUUCGGGUAGUGAUAAAGUGGGAUAUCAAAUCCAAAUUAUUAUUCUUCUUCCUAAAUGGGGGGUGGGAAUUGUUGGUUCAAGGUGAAUAAUUCUCAAAAUAGGGGGAGGCUGAGGUUUUGUUUAUUUGCUAAUUAGUGGAUCAGUGUAUUUAUUUGUUUAUCAAUUGAAUAUUGCUAAUAUUGCUCGCUACUAUUUAUGUGGCUUGUUCCCCACCCCCACAGAUGUUAUAUGUAAAAUUAAUGUAUGAUAUGAUACCCCCCUUUCCCCCUGUAAUAUUGUGUACUGUGUAUUUUUCUUUGCUGUAAAUCACUUGGAGACCUUCAGAUGACAAGCGACUAAUAAGUUUAAAUAAUAAUAAUAAUAAUAAUAAUAAUAAUAAUAAUAAUAAUGGUGAGCAACUCAGGGUUUAUCUGCACCUCUGCAUGCCCCACUGCUCCCCCAACCCCAGGGAAACCCAUUCUUUGGCGCUAAAUCCAAACAAAUGGCAAUUGGGUUUUCUGCAGACUGCCGUUUGUUCCGAUUUAGCUCUAAAGAGUGAGGGAAAGUCUGGAAAGCAUGGGACAAGGAGAAAAACACUUGGACCCAUGCUUUCCAGGCCCAGGACAAACAGGAGUGUGGACGAGCCUUUAGCUUCGUGUGCUGUGCUGAAUAGCAGCCCUUAGCUAGCAAAGAGGAAACUCACAGGAGAUCUGGAAUGAAUUAACCCAGGAAUUCUCAAACUUUGUGCCAGUGCAUGCUAAUAAAUUAUUGUGGCGAGGUCAAGUAAAUACGUAACAGAACCCAAAAUACUUGAUGAGGGGUGCUAGCUCGAAUAAAAUAAUCACAAGACGCAGCGCAUGCACACCAUUUGAAUGGCAAUGCCUAUCAACUUGGGGGGCAAGCCCCCUCAAAUGUUUUCCUGGGGGAGGGGUGAAGGGACUUCAGACCUAGUUGGCUCCUAGGUACUUGAUACAGUGGAGUCUGCAGCAGGGUAGCUAGUCGCUCAGGCGCCCGGGGGCAGGGCAAGCCAUCCAUGGAGGCGAGGUGCUCUGGGCGGACCUGCAUGGAGUCCACCCACCGCUUUCUGCAUGAGUCCCUGCUCUGAGGUUGCCUCUUUCCACCAGCCUUCGCUGGCUCGCUGAUCCUCCCUCAUCUCUGCAGCAGAGCGUUCAAUCACACUUGGCACAGAAUCACAGCAGAAUUAUCCACCCUCAAAGCAGGCUGCAUAUGACUGGCGUCUCUGCUCAGGUCGGCAUUGCUCAGAUCAGCAAUUCAUUUAGAAACUUCAGCAAGCAUCAACUCUUGGCAACCUCUGAGACAGUUGCCAGGGCCCCAGCCCUCUGGCAGACCCACUGAUACCUUGGGGUCCCUUAUUAUUAUUAUUUUUCUGGCCUGAUGUUCUAAAAAGCAGCAGGUGACUAGAUCAGGUCCCCUUUCCCCCCCACAGUGCCCCCAACCUAAUAUCGCUGUGAGAAAUGAAGUGUGGUUAGACCCAUCAGCCCAGUCCUGCUUGGAGCUCAGGAAGUCCAUCGGGCCCACUGACAGAAGAGGGGGCCCACCCAGGGCCCGUUGCCCAGAGGCCCCACAAACCUGACAGACACAGGAGAGAGUAGAACCCUUUGGAGGGAAGAAGUAAGGCUUUUGGAGUGUAAAAGUUUGUCCACAUUUGAGCAUUAUUUAGCUGCUAAUCAAAAUCCACCCCUGCACCUAUUUACAUUUGUAUAGGAAGCAAAACUUUGGGCUUUCCCAUGCACACCAGCAGGCAAUUGCUUUUGUGUUUGUCCUUGCCUUCUCAUUUGCUGAUUCUAUUGUGCCAGUUAAGUACCUACAGGGUGUGCAGAGGUAGACUCUUCCUUUCUUCAGCUGCUAGGUAUCCUUCAGGCUCCCCCAUUACAGAUCCUCCACGUGUCCCUACUUUCCAGAGAUGUCCCUGAUUUAGAGAAGCCAUCCCGGUUUCUGAUUUCCUGGAAUGUCCUGCUUUUCCCUAUUUUCAUUGGAGAAAUGUUGGAGGGUAUGGAGUUAUUCGACUCCCGAGCUGUUUGUAUAGGGAUUUUUUUUAAAAAAUAAUAAUUAAUGUUUUAUUACAUUUUUAUACAGUGGUACCUCGGGUUAAGUACUUAAUUCAUUCCGGAGGUCCGUUCUUAACCUGAAACUGUUCUUAACCUGAAGUACCACUUUAGCUAAUGGGGCCUCCCGCUGCCACCGCGCCGCCGGAGCACGAUUUCUGUUCUCAUCCUGAAGCAAAGUUCUUAACCCGAGGUAAUAUUUCUGGGUUAGCGGAGUCUGUAACCUGAAGCGUAUGUAAACUGAAGUGUAUGUAACCCAAGGUACGACUGUAUAUGUUGGAACCUGCCCAGAGUGGCUAGGGCAACCCAGUAAGAUGUGUGGGGUAUAAAUAGUAAAAUUAUCAUUAUGGAAUGGGGCAUCCCUAUUUUCAUGGGAGAAAUGUUGGAAGGUUAUGCCAUUAUUUCAGUACAGUGGUACCUCAGGUUACGUACGCUUCAGGUUACAGUUGCUUCAGGUUACAGACUCCGCUAACCCAGAAAUACUACCUCGGGUUAAGAACUUUGCUUCAGGAUGAGAACAGAAAUCGUACUUUGGCGGCGCAGCGGCAGAGGGAGGCCCCAUUAGCUAAAGUGGUGCUUCAGGUUAAGAACAGUUUCAGGUUAAGAACGGACCUCCGGAACGAAUUAAGUUCUUAACCCGAGGUACCACUGUAAUAGUAAGCGCAGGGCAGGGGGGAGAACAUGAAGGCCAGGGGACUGCAACAACUGUGAGACUCUGCGUCUCUUUAUUGUAUGCCCUUUGCCUGGGCAUUGCAAUCUGCACUUCUGCUGCGCUAGAAGACCUUGGAAUUUACUCAAACAAACAAAGAAUGCCCCAUUGGAAAGUCUGGCUCUUGAGCUUAUCCCACCCCUCUCUCACACACACAAACACACCCAAGCCUGCAGAGAAAAUUUAUUCCAGCUUGCAUUUUUCCAUGACUUCCCCUUGAUCUUCAAUCACAUUAAAUUCCUCUUUAAUAUGCGACAAAGUACUGUUCUGGAAUGGGAUCCUGGGGACAGCAAGUCAGGAGCCAGAAGCUUAGUGCCUUUGAGAAAGACUGGCUGCUUUUCAAACUCUCCCCAUGACUUGUCUGUUGUUUUAUCAGAUUAUCCCUUUAAUCGCUGAGUGUGCCGCCCCAUUCCCCAGUUGGCAACUUGCUUUCCCCCCUUUUUUUCUGGAGGGGGGGAGGUAAAGCCCUUGGCAGAGGUCAGACAGAAUGCAUACCUUUUUCACCUGUUUCCCAACCCCAAAAUGAGCGGGGAACACGGACAUUUUUCCAAAAUGCGAUCAGAGCUUUUGUCUGGUGAACUACACCAAAAAAGGGGGGGGGGGGAGAGGAAAGGAUUUUGCUGGUUUUCCAGAGCUGAAUAGCUAGGUAACGGCUAACUUACAUAGCAGUCAAAAACUGCUUUGAAAAAACUUUACUGCGAUUAAUCAUCUGGGUUUUAGCUUGUUUGAGUAAUUAAAUGUAAAAGUUAUUUCCAAAAUCUAUAUAUUUUCAGAUUUCUUUUUUAAAAAGCUACUGAAAUAUUUAAGCAACCGAAAGAACUUGUGAGAACUCACAGUUUAAUGCAAAAGAAAGGCCAUCGUUUUUACAUAUGUAAAAAAAUAAAAAAUCCUUCCAUUCUGUAUUACAGUUACAUCAGAAGAACCAAAAUAACCUCAACAAAGUGUGAACAUAAUUCUCAGCCCUGCCUUUCAAAUAUUUCCAUCACCAAUUAAACAACUAACACUUCAGUUGCUUAAUUUUCUGAUUAGAGGCUGCAAAUUUAGUAAUGCGGAUCUUAUUUAUUUAUUUAUUUAUAGUUCCAUUUAAGAAGCCCUGUCUAACGCCAUAAACACCCUCCCUUCUCUGUGAACUGGAGUUCAGGGAGGAAGUGGGGCCAGUGAAAUGACCUGCUUCGGGCAGCACCAGGGAAGGGGGAGAAGGGCGGGGAGGGAAUAGAUGAAGGCAAGAUUGGUCGUCAAAUGAUGCAGCAAUGAGACAUUUCAGGGGAGGAGACUUUCCCAAGGGCUCUGCUUCAGGUCCCACCAUGCCUUGGGCCACCACUGGUGAGAAGGACAAAAGCAGAUUAUCUUUUUCAAGAGAAGUACACUUCCUGCCACGGACUGUUUCAGCAGUAACCCUGCUCCUGCUUUUCCCAGAAUGCCUCUGUCCACACCACCCCUUUCUUUUCCCUGAGCUAAACAGGUGUCCUCACUAUCCUCUAAGUAUUACCGAUGUGGGUCAACUGUCCUGUGCCAGAGGUUCCUCCUUGGGCCUUCCCCCCACAUCCAAUAAAACUCUUUACUGUUAAAAAAAAGCUUUACAUUAUUUUUUGUUGUUGCAGCUGUUCACAGCCACUGUUCCCUCCAUCUGCUGCUGCAUUUAUUAACUUAUGAUAAUGUUUAUUUCACUACUUAUUAUUACAUCAAUAUCCCAUUUCCCCUUCAAGGGAAGCUCUUUGGUGUGGCACAUGGUUCUUCCUCCUUCCCCAUUUUAUCGUCAAAACAACCCUGUGAGGUAGGCUAGGCAACUGUCCCACAGUCAACUAGGUAGCUUCAUGGGUUGAGUGGGGAUUUGAACAAUAAUCUCCCAGGUUCUAGUCUGAGGCACUAACCAUUACACCUCAUAGGCUCUCAGGGGUGCUGACUUGAAUAAAAUAUUGGGGUAGUCCAGGUAAUAAGCUGCCCUGCAUAAUCGAUCACAAGAUCACAUAAUCGAUGCACGCCAUUUGAAUGGCAAGACCCAUCAACAUUGGGGGGGGGGUGCAGCCCCUUCAGAUAUUUUAUUGAGAGUGCGAAGGGACCUCGACCCCUAGGAGCUGGCUUCUAUGAAGGCUCUCCCUCUGUCAAAGUGUGUUUUUAUUUUUUAAAAAAAAUAAUACUAACUUUCCAUUUUAUAACAUAUAAAUACAAUCUUGGUUUUUUCACAAAGUUCACGAGCUCAAAGGAGCUCGAGUGAUGUGAAAAAACAAAGUCAAUGUGUGUUUUUAAAGGCUUUCUUCUCCAUCGCCACAUGAUCCCAGCCGAUCAGGGAUAAUGUUGUGAAUGUGAUGGUGUCAUUAGCACCAUUAUGUCCUGCGUUGCCCUCUUUCGUGGCAUGAGGGGAAAGUAAAUACAUCUCCACUGCCAAGGCAUCAUGUUCAACAUGCUCUUCCUUGACAUAAGACGCUACAGUGAAACCAUCACAGGCGAUGUGUAGGCCUGGUUGUCUUGGCAACAAGGAUGCCUUCUCACCCCUCCCAUCAAAUCCUCACAAACCUUUUUGUAUGAUUUUCUCUCCGCCACCCCUAUCCUGCACAAAAGAUGGGGUACUUGUGUAUUAAAAGCAACUGCCUGCCUCCUUUUGGCUCAUCGCCGCUUUCCAAAUCUGUUGCGGUUUUGCCUCUGCACUGUGCACGAGGCAGUCUUUCAGGCAGGUUUUGAUGUUGCGGAGAACAACAUUACAGCCAAAACAAGCAUCGCUAAACAAAGGGAAAACAUAUUUAAGGAAAACCGAACCUAAUUCCAGACACUGCAAAGGAAACUUAAAAAUAGCAACUCUCCCCUCUCCCUUUGUUUUAUUGAGACACCCUGAACAGCUACAGGAUGCUUCUGGCCCUAUAAAAAUUCUCUUGGGAAGUCUUGGUGGUGUGUUUUGCUUACACUCAUCUGACCAGUUACCAUAUUUGGCAUUGGGAAGGAAAGUUCACCAGUGUCAGAUUAGGACACCUCUGUAUCUUUCCAAACAGGAAGUCAUGUUAUUGGCCAAUGGGGCCAAGAUUCCCAUUCCUUGGAAUGAAAGGGAACGCCUCGGUCCUUGCUGGAAAGUAGACUAGCCAGUGUAGAAGGUUAAUUUUCUAGGAGGUUUGUGGCCCAGAGCAAGAGAUUAUCACAGUGACCACUUGCAAGGAGCCCAUAACUAGGGAUUGAAAGACUGGUCAGUUUCAGUUCUCUCAUCUUCCAAUCCCAGUUCUCCCGGUUUCUGGAGCAAUUUGUUUUGUUAGAGAACUGUUUCACAAAAUUCGGAGAAGUGCAAGUUUUGAAGGAUAGCUGAAUUUUGGCUGUCGUGUUGUUUCGGUGUCCUUAACGGCAAACUGAAUCGAGUUUCCUAUUUCUCCUGGUGACAUGGCAGUAAACACUUACGCAGAGCUUUUAGGGCAUAGCAACAUAGAACGUUAAAUGUUAAAUGCAUCAUGGAUAUUAAAUUAUAGAAAUUAGGGGUCCUUCCAGACAGGUGUGUAUUGUGGGCUGACAAGUGCUCCUUGUGCAUUCAACUUUUUGGCAGAGCCCUUGUGCAUUCAACUUUUUGGCAGAGUCAUUGGUAUCAAAAUGCCAGCCCCUGUUCCCCCUGUAAUAAUAAUAAUAAUAAUAAUAAUAAUAAUAAUAAUAAUAAUUUGGAUUUCCCCAUUCUAGGGUAAAACAUCUGGUGGUGCUCUCCAGAAGUUGUUGGACUACAACUCCCAUCAUCCCUGACCACUGACCUUGCUGGCUGGAGGCUGAUGGGCAUUGUAGUCCAACAACAUAUGGAGUGCACUAUGCUGCCUAUCUUAGCCUAGAACCGUUUUUGUAACAUUUAGAAAACAAGCAUUUAGAAAAACCUUGCAGGCAGUAGGCACCCCCUCAGAAGCGUCUUUCUCCUUUCUUGCUCUUCUUAGAUUAUGACUGCUAUAUUAUCGAAAAACAUGGUACACUUUCCCUGCAUCCGAAUUAUCAUUAUAGUUACUUGCAGUUGUAUGCAGAUUUUGCUGAUGAACUCAUCAUCACAUUGGCAUUUAUUUGUGUGCCCCUCCACAGGAGGUCUGGAGGGUGGCAACAUGAGAAUGGGCCUUUUCUGUGGUGACUCCCAUUUUGUUGAAUGCUCUCCCCCGGGAGGGUCACCUGGUUUCUUCAUUGCAUAUCUUCAGGUGCCCAGCAAAAACAUUUCUCUUCAACCAGGCCUUCAGCUGUUAAUCAAUUUAUGGUCGUGUGUGGUGUGUGUGUGUGUGUGUGUGUGUGUGAGUGAGAGAGAGAGAGAGAGAGAGAGAGAGAGAUUAUCUUCUCCUCCUUUUACUCUUAUUAUAUAAUGUAUCUUGUGUUUUAUGCUGUAAACUGUCCUGUAGUCUCUUGAUGAAGGGAAGUAUAUAAAUUUAAUUAAUUGUGAUAGCCGUGUUGAAAACCGACAAGUUUCAGAAGCCAUUUCCAAUGUCAAAGAGAUGGGGAGCAGCCACUGAAAACAAAAUAAGAAAUGCCUAUCCAAACACACUCAGAAUCCUGGAUCAAAGCCCAAAGUGUUUAUAUGUUGAUUUGUUGAAAAUAAAAUAUCAUGCAUCAUCACAUUCCCCAUUCUUUGGGAAAUUUUUGGAGAGCUGUGCCUUUGACCUGAUGACUCUGUUUCCUUUUCCCAGAGAGCUUUGGGUGAAGGCUACCACCUUAAAAACAAAAGGAAUGCCCCCUGUGUCUACACCCCACCUUCUCUUAAAGGUAAGGUAGCUUUGAAUUGUUUGUGACUUACAGUUUUAAGUGUUAAUGCAAAAGGGCUUCCUUCUGUCUGUCCUGAAUCGCCCACCAUUUGUCUUCAUUGGAUGCAUCUGCACACAUACACACAAAGUUCUGGAAUUUAACACCUUUUAACUGUGUGUAUAUUGGGACGUGGGUGGCGCUGUGGGUUAAACCACAGAGCCUAGGACUUGCCGAUCAGAAGGUCGGCGGUUCGAAUCCCCGCGACUGGGUGAGCUCCCAUUGUUCAGUCCCAGCUCCUGCCAACCUAGGAGUUCGAAAGCACGUCAAAGUGCAAGUAGAUAAAUAGGUACCGCUCCGGCGGGAAGGUAAACGGCGUUUCCGUGUGCUGCUCUGGUUCGCCAGAAGCAGCUUAGUCAUGCUGGCCAUAUGACCCGGAAGCUGUACACCAGCGCCCUUGGCCAAUAAAGCGUGAUGAGCACCGCAACCCUAGAGUCGGCCACAACCGGACCUAAUGGUCAGGGGUCCCUUUACCUUUUUAACUGUGUGUGUGUGUGUGUGUGUGUGUGUGUGAGAGAGAGAGAGAGAGAGAGAGAGAGAGAGAGAGAAAGUCCACUUGCAACUUCAGUCCAUACAUAAUUCCCCAGAAAAACAUUGACUGCAAAUGCCACCAUCUUCGCAAUCUCUUCUUCUUCUUCUUCUUCUUCUUCUUCUUCUUCUUCUUCUUCUUCUUCUUCUUCUCCUCCUUCUCCUUCUCCUUCUCCUUCUCCUUCUCCUUCUCCUCCUCCUUCUCCUUCUCCUUCUCCUUCUCCUUCUUCUUUCUCACAGUUGCAUGAAACUCCCUUGCUGCUACCCCUCCCUCAGUCACCCCCACACCCCCGUUCCCCAGGCUGCCGGGGAACUUGCAGUUCUAAGGAAACAGACUCCGCAUGCACUUGAUUUGGAUAUGCGAGGUGCCCCCUCUCUUCCCACCCUAGGCUUUUAUUUUUAUAUUUUUUCAUAAAGAGUUGACAACUCCAUCUGCUCGGAAAGCUAACCAUUCCACAGCAGCGAAGGUGACCUUGGGCACACAGAGAGAAGGGCUGGGGAAGGAAAGGAAUAUGUGUGGGCGGGCGGGUGGGUUAUGCAUGAACCAAACUUUGCAUUACCUUGCGCCGACUUUCUUCGUUUCAGAUGAACAGAACCAAGAUGCCAGGGAGAUGGGGUGACUCAUAGCAGUGUAUGUGUGUGCAGUAUAUAAAACGGGGAGGUGGGAAUCUGAUUUGGUCAGCAAGCCAGAACCUUAUUCUCCCCUACCCCUUGAUGGGUGGGCAGGGUCACCCACCUGUCAGUCACCCGAUGAUGUCACAAUGGCAUCAGGCGAUGAUCAAAGCUCUAUGUGGUGCUUUGAAGCACUGUUUAUCAACAGGCUUGAAGCUGCAAGAGUGAUGACUUCAAGCAUCCUUUUGGAAGGAUUGAGUUGCCCCAUGGAGAACUCAGCCCUGAAGCUGAUGCAGCAGACUUUUAAGUCACCCAUCAGGGUGGUGAUUUCAGGACUACUUUCUGCAGGGAUCAGCUGCACAGUCGAGUUCCCCAUGUGAAGCUUGGUCGUACAGCCUGCCCUAUGCCUGGUGCUACAUAUUAUGUGGGCACGGUUUGGGCAAAACAGCCUCACAGGCCAAACUGGGACCUGUGUCAGGACAAAACUAGCCUUCAGGCUAGAGAUUCCUCACCCCCAUAGAAGACAGCUCCUAGUGGCUGAGGUCCCUUCAGCUCCCCCAAUAAAAUAUUUGAGGGGGUCACCCCCCCAUGUGGAUGAGCAAUGCUAUUCAAAUGGUGUGCCUGAACUGCGUCUUGUGAUCAGUUACGCUGGGUGGGGCUUACCUGCCCCCCCUAAUAUUUUAUUCAAGUUGGUAGCCCUGUUAUGAACUAUACUUCUCUGCAUUUCUCCUUAAGCCAUGCAGCUUUUAAAUGCUCCAGCCAGAAACAUAUAAAAGUUUAGUUUCUUUCCAAAAGGUCACAUUUUAAGGACAAUCUGUUCCAAGCAAGGCCCAACUUGGAAGUGGAAGAGGAUUAAAUGACCUGCUCCCCUGCCAGUCUCUCAGUGGCUGUACGGAGGACAGUCCUCUGUUUGAAGGACUCGCAGAGGCUGUCCUUUCAAAGUCCAUUUUAAAGAUAAAGGGUCUUGAAUUCGCUAGCACCUGAGCAGCAGCCCGAGCAGGUACACAGACCACCUGGCCUCAGUUUCCCCACCAUAGUGAGAUGGCUCAGUUGGUUAUAACAUGAUGCUGACAAGCCCAAGGUUGCAGGUUCGAUCCCCGAAUGGAACAGCUGCAUAUUUCUGCAUUGCUGGGGGGCUGGACUAGACAAUCCUCAGGGUCCCUUCCAACUCUAUGAUUCCAUGAUGUUUUCUCUUUCUCUGUAAACAGAGUAAUUAUUUCUUCAAUUGCAUUUAUGCACAAAAAUCAACACAUGCCAGUUUUAUGCAAGUCUCCCUCUUUCUUUGUGUGUGAUGCAUUCCCACUUUUUUUUUUAAGAAUAAUUUUUUAUUAACCGACCAAUCACAUCAAAUCAAACCAAAUUACAUAAAUUCCAAAUUACACAGCCGAAUUUUAAAUUUUUGUUGGGGGUGCCCAUAUUUCAAGUUCCAAAGGGAUCCAAUCAACUUCUUGCUUCUUACUGCUGUUUUAAUGUCCACAAAUCUAACCUUAUGAUGUUCACAGUACUAUCCAGUCCUUUCUUAUUAUUUUUCCACAUCUCUUGUUGUUGUUUUCAUAUAUUUUUCCUUUCUCUUUGUGACCUAGUGGCCCCCGAUGCAUUCCCAUUUUUUAAGCAAUGUGUGAGCAGCUUCUUCCAGCAAACAAAUAUAUAGAUAUGAAAAUGUUGGGAACUCGGAACUGUAUGCGAUUAAUGACACGCAAAAUCUGAGCCAGAGAGUCCUCGAUUUGAGAUUAAUUCAUAACGCUGGCCCGGAUCCCUUUAAGUGGGUGCUUUGUUUCAAAUGCCUUAAGUCAGAUAUACCCCAAACACUAUCAGGCUCCUUUGGGGUAGAUGUUGGUAUCAAGAAAAGGCCACUGAAAAUUAACGGCAAAUUACCAUGAUCAGGUUUGUCCUCCACAAAAGUUGAGCCUCCAAGUGCCCCUAUUUUCAGGGACAGUCCUGGAUUUUCAGAAGCCACCACGGUUUCUGAUUUGAUCCUAGAAUGUCCCACUUUUCCUUAGCACGUCCCUAUUUUCAUCAAAGAAAUGUUGGCUGAUAUGCAUUUUGAACAUACCAGGAAGAGGUUUAUAAUCAGUGUGACUCCCUCCCACAGUAGAUGCAAAAGUAAAUGGCCCUUCUUGGUCAUCAGUGAUACUUGCAUUACAUAUUUCAUCAAGGAAAUAUCCACUUUGAAAUCAUUGCAUAAAGUCUCCCUCACUAGAGCAUAUUCUGGCAUUGUUUAAAAACCUCCCACCCAAGUAGGGAUCUGAAGGCUGAAAGUAAAGCUUGAGUUUGACUUGAGUAAUCCUUGGCUACCUUGGGAAGGAAAUAAACACAGGCCUUCCAUUUUGAGUGGGAGAACCAAAGAACUCUGGUUUGCAGCUACAUUUAACAGCGAUGCAAUGAAACCAGAGUCUGUUGAAACUAACAUCAAGGUCACUGCUGAGGAAGGCCUCUCUUUGCUGCUGCCUUCCAAAAUAUAACAUUAACACAAACAGCUGACGAGGAUCACAGAUGCUGGUUUCUUGAAAGCGCAAUACCUGGAAUUUCUGGAGGUAUUCCAAACACUUCUUAUUACCUACUUUACACAGAGAAAGAGAGAGACACACACACAUUAAGUGUCAGUUUGUCACUGCAGUUCCUUCCAAGCUCUGGGAGCCAGACUCAAUUUAAAUUAUGUUUAAACUCGCUGUCGGUCACAUUAGGAAAACAUGUUAUUGGCGUCACAGUUAAGCCAAGUGUUGGUCCCUGAGCAUACAUUAACAUCGCAGUCUCCUGGGCCAUUUAUCCCUGGCAUGCUGAUAUUGUGCACACAAAUGCCAAUGACCCAGUUCAUAUGUGAUUCUGAGCACAUGGAACACCAUACAGGUAAGGUUUUUCUAAAACAUGCCCCACAUUGUACUAGAAUUGAGCCUCGAACCUCCAACACCUUGUACUUCUGAUUGUGCAUUCCCCAGUGCUGCCGAUAUCUAUGCAGCAGGAGGCUGCCACUGACUUCUUACCACCGACUUUUAGUUCUCACUGUGUCAACUUUCAACAGAGAGUCCUUACUCAUCCCUUCACAAAAGCAAGCCCUUUCUUUUUCGCUUUGACACAUCACCUGGUAGAAAUAAAAGGCAGCCGGUCGAAGCAUGGAUGUACGCACACAUGCAGAGCUUUCGAUCCAGUCGUUUGCAUUUUCCAGUUUUAGCACUAAGGUCAGCAGCAAGAACAUCCACUCUCCCCCACCCCCUGAGUGACAAGUGGCGCUAACUUCCCAAACGGAGGUUGGAAGCGCCAAGGCAGUUGGAGGCCAAUGUGUUUGACAACAAAGCCCUAUUUAAAGACCUUCCCUUGUGCUGCGUUCCUCUUCCCACAAUCUGCUGUUUGUGUCAUGAGCGCUGCCAAUAAUCGGCAGCGUUUCCUGCAGAACGCAGCCUGGAGAGGAGGGCGUCCCAGGAGAAAGGGAAUGGCCGCAGCAGGAUUCUCGACUCUCUCCAAGGCUCAAGGCCACUUUUGGGUGGUGAUGGGGAGGGCAGGGAGGGAAGAACUUGUAACGAGGGCUGCACCAGGAAUUCUCUAUCCAACUUUGGGUGUUUGCAUCAUUUCCCACUUUAAUCUGCCUUUCUCAAAGAGGAACAACUGAAAUGAACAUAGGAAUGGGGAAAUCAAAAGAGUUUUACCUAUAUAGAAGUUAGGCCGAGCAGAGUACAUGAGAGUGCGCUAAUAUUUUUGCAAGACGAUUACUAUAUUAUUAGCUAAGAUUACGAUUGCAGGUGCCACCGGACUGUCAGUAAUUUGCAGACAGGAUUCAAGAGUGUGAUACGACAUUGGUUUGUGCAACUGAAGUAGAUGAAAGAGCUCUGGACCCCCUUCAAAUGUCCUUUGUAUUGUGCAUUCAUGGAGAUUUCUGCUCAUGAUAGUAUUGGGGCAGUUGUACACCAACCCACUUUCAGUAUAGUUUGUGCCUGCAGAUGUUUUGGGUGAAAAUAGGCCUUUUGCUCCAAUCGGGACAUGUCCAGUAGCUUUCUGCUGAAAUCCUGCAACUAAUAAUAAUAAUAAUAAUAAUAAUAAUAAUAAUAAAUGUUCUGGGGUGGGAGAGGGAAUGUCCUCUUUUCAUUGCACUAUAGCGCAGGAGUGCCCUUCCAGACCACAAUAAUCCAGCAAUGCCGUGGUGGCAUUGCGUAGCAAAAAAAAAAGCUGAAUGAUGUGUGGACAGUCCAGUAUAAAUCCACCACCAAUGCAGUAUUAUUGCAUCCAGGACAUGUGGCAAAAUACUGUACUUAUGCAAAAGCAAAUCCACUAGAAGUUUGUUUUGCCAUGCAGAAAGAUGACAAGGAAAUGCAUUGAAAGGUGUGGUUUGACACAGUGACUAACAGGAAAACUUAUAAAGACCCCGCAAGCAAACCCGAAUGAAUGCUCGUUGUCAUCCAGCCACCCUGAGGACAGAUUAGAUCAAAUGUUCAACAAGGACUGGCAAACCCCCGCAUAGCUCAGUUGGGUAGAGCAUGAGGCUCGUAAUUUCAGGGUCGUGGGUUCAAACCCCAUUUGGGGCAAAUGAUCCCUGCAUGGCAGGAGAUUGGACCAGAUGAUCCUCAUGGUCCUUUCAACUCUAUGAUAAGUUCUGUGGAAGCAAAUAGGGAUGAAUGCCAGACAUUGUACAUGCCUUUAAACUGGGGCAGGGAGCUGCGGCCCUGGGAGGGGUCUGGAUGUGGCCCUUCAGGCCUCUCUGGGAAUUCUCUCCAGAAAGAGAAGCUCACUUUGGUUUGAGCCAGUGCAGUUUUUAGAUAGGUGCCUGGGUCGUGUCAUGGGUCGAAGGUUAAGUCCCAUCUCACAGGCAGUGGCUCCAUCGGCCGUAGAUGGCUGGUGCCGCAAACCUGACUGGUGUUAGGCGAAGGAGUAAAUAGACUGGGCUGAUAGAUGAAGCCAGAAUUGGGGGGCUGGGGGCUGGAGAUGAGCAGUGUUUGGAGUGCACAUGCCCCCGGUACUGGAAAUGUGCUGCCUGUCAGAAGAAUGUGAGAAACGGCAUGCCAGAAUGGUGUGUGUGUGUGUGUGUGUGUGUGUGUGUGUGUGUGUGUUUCACAUCCUUCCUGUUCUCCGACAGGGAAUGCUCACUGCCAGUUGCUCGCCCCCCACAAAGUGCUGCACUCAUCCAUUUCCCGUCAGCCUUUGCUCUCAUCAUCACUCCCCCGCACCUAUUGUUCGCACCUGUCUUUCUCUAAUUCUCUUCUUCUUCUCCCCCCUCCCAAAGCUAUUUGAUCUUCUGAGGGGGAGUUGGCACAUUGCCUUCCCACACAUACCUAAAGCUUUUACAUUGUUUCGUGGCUGCUGCUUUUAAAGGGGCUCUUAUCUCUCCUUCCCUCCCAGGGAGAACUGGGGUGCGGGUAGGGGGGAAUCUUGAGGCCUGCGGUGGAAGUAAUGAGCUGUACACAGUCUUGCACACAGCCAGGCUUGUCCGCUCUCCCUUGAUUUGGCAGGGAUGGAAAAGAUAAAAUGCAGGGUGGUGGGGAGCUGGAGAGCUCACCCGCUUCUCCCCUGAAAAAGCGGUGUCUAGGAACCAUACAUAGUCACCUAGCAGUACUGCUCCCUAAUCCCUUUUUUAUAGUUAAAAGUAGCUGUGGAAGCCUGAAUUAGAUUGGAAGAACUGCUUAACCCUUUGCAUUCCAGCCAUUUCCCGCACUAACCCCCCCCUUCCUCCCCACGGUUGCUUUCCCAUUCACGUGGUGGGGAGGGGAAAUGAUAUAGGCGCCUGUCUUCCCCUGCCCCAUGGGCACAGGUGGAAAUGCCUGCAGAUUAGCUCAGAGCAUGAGACUCUUCAUUCCAGAGCCAUGGGUUCGAGCCCCAUGUUGGGGGGAAACAGAUUCCUGCAUUGCAGGGGGUUGGACUAGAUGACCCUCGGGGUCCCUUCCAACUCUACAGUGCUACGAUUCUAUGAAAAGCAAAAGGUGACCAAUGCAUAAUAAGAAAGGAUUAAGCACCUCCUCUGCCCUGCUACUCCGUAGAUCAGUGAUGGACAGACUUGGCCCUCCAGCUGUUUUGAGACUACAACUCCCAUCAUCCCUAGCUAGCAGGACCAGUGGUCAGGGAUGUUGGGAAUUGUAGUCCCAAAACAGCUGAAGGGCCAAAUUUGACCAUCACUGCCGUAGAUCAAACAUGCUGCCAACCUCCCAAAGUAUUGUAUAGCCAUAUAGCAUUUUGCUUUGCCUUAGUAGCAUUCUUCAAGCUGUUGCUGACAGGACCCAGGUCCCUGGCUGGCUCUCUCUGCUGUGUUUACAUCCCUGUCUUCCUUUGAGGUGUGGCAUAUAUUAUUCUCCCCAUCUAAGCAGCUUACAGGGCAAAUACCCGGAUGGCUGCCAGAAUUAGGGCAGGCCCACCUGCCUCCCCAGGGCAUGAGUGACAGCAGUAUAAGUGGAAUUUAUGUCUUUGUGUGCAUGGUACUCUCCAGAAUACAAGAGGAAAGGGCAUGUUCACAUUACUGCUUCCUCCGCACCCAGCGCGUUUAAUUUUUGAAGCCGCACUCACACGGCAUUAGCCACAAUCCGUAUCAAUCCUGUAGUUUCUAGUGGGGUAGGAGAGAGCUGAAAAGAAAUUCACAUCUGGCAACCAAUGCACCCCUUUGUUUUCAGAUAGCACAUGGGUAGACGAGUCUAAAAAGCCCAGAACACAAAUUUUCAUGGCUCUCCAUCAGCUAUGGUGGCUCAGUUACCAGAAGUAAUUUAUUUAGCGUUAACUUUGGAAGUACAUUCUCAAUUCUCACCAAACUAAGCCUCUGAAUGUAUAUUUUGCUCUAGGAGGCUUAAGGAUACUUUUAGGCAAACUAAGAUUCUCCAUACUUUAUUUUAAGGCUUUGGGGGCAAAUGCAAAAGAGGACAAGGCCCUUGCACCUUCCAUAGCUGUGCUGAAGGUGGGAUUUCAGCCAGACAAGCAGACGUUGGGGAAGUUCCCUCUUCUGCAAAACUAUUCCCUGUCACAUCUGGACACUCUGCUUUGCAUGGGUAUCUUUUCGAGCUCAUGUUGCCCUGGCUUCUAUCUAGUCUUGGUCACCCCUGUCCUCAAUAGCACAGUCAUGUGGGGGAACACCCUUUCUGCAGACUUUGCAAAAGCCUGCUGUCAAUGGAGGGAUGUGGUCUUGUAAUCUUAGCUCCAUGCGCCCUUUGUCCCUGCCCAAUGCAAACACAAGUAACUCUAAGUCCUCCCUACAAUGCACAAAUCUGGGAUGUCGACAUGAGCCUUAAGCUUAUGUUCUGACCCACAAGCAAGCUGCAGUUUCCCCUUCACAGAGCUACAAUUCCCAGCACCCUUUACACUUCCCAGAAUUAUUUGGGGGUAAUUGUACCUUAAAUGGGCUUUAAAUUAUGGUGUGGAUCUGCCCUACAGCCCUUCUUCUCCUGCCUGCCCUAGGGCUCCAGUCAUUGGCCAGAUAAGCUGGUUUUUAAAACAAAAACAACCCCUCUCCACCCCCAGCAACCUCCAUCAGGAUGGCAGGUGGAUUUCCACACUGUUAGGGUAAAUAAACUACUUGGCUAAACACAACCCUGUCCCUUUCAGUCGAAGGAUUUGGUUUUGGUUGGAGAGCCAGUGUGGUGUAGCGGUUAAGAGUGGUAGUCUCCUAAUCUGGGGGACCGGGUUCGCGUCUCUGCUCCUCCACAUGCAGCUGCUGGGUGACCUUGGGCCAGUCACACUACUUUGAAGUCUCUCAGCCUCACUCACCUCACAGAGUGUUUGUUGUGGGGGAGGAAGGGAAAGGAGAAUGUUAGCCGCUUUGAGACUCCUGAAGGGGAGUGAAAGGUGGGAUAUCAAAUCCAAACUCUUCUUCUUCUUCUUCUUCUUCUUUUCAGAUUUAUACAUUUCACUCAUGAACAUGAACAUGAAAUUUAUUACUGUCAGAGACCAGCUUGAGAAACACAAAGGGAACUGCAAUCCCAAAAGCAAAACAAACAUUUAAAACAAUAUACAACAAUGGAUUUUAAGUUUAAAGGUGUGAACACCUUUUAAGUUUAAAGGUGGAAACACAUAAAAAAUUUAAAAUAGACUACCUUAGAGAAAUGAGUGCAGCUAUAUAUCUCUCGAGUUCUACAAUUUUGUAGUCAGGGCACCUUAAGCAGUCCUGUUGUCUCUCGGUGUCUAUAAUUCUUUGCCUAACCAUUGCUUUUGCUUGGCCCAAGCCCGGUCUUAGAAGGGCUUGAGCAGUCGAAGGAUUGCUGAGAAGCGAUAUGAUGGCCACCUUCAAAUAUCUCAAGGGCUGUCAAAUGGAAGUUGGAGCAAGCUUGUUAUCUCCUGCUCUGGAAGGUAGAAUUCAAACCAAUGGAUUCAAGUUACAAGAAAGGAGAUUCCAAUUAAACUUCAGGAAGAACUUUCUGGCAGUGAGAGCUGUUUGACAGGCGAAGGGCCUCCCUCGGAAGGUGCUGGACUCUCCUUCAUUGGAGGUUUUUAAGUAGAGGCUGGAUGGCCACCUGCCAUGUAUAAUCUGGUUGGGAUUCCUGCAUUGUAGGGGGUUGGGCUGGAUAACCCUCAGGGUCCCUUCCAGUGUUGCAAUUCUAUGAUCUUACCAUAGUGUGGAAUACAGAGCACAUGACCUGUGUGGCUGCUCAGGCUGCUGACCAGCUGCUAACUGCAGAUGGGCAACUUCAAGGUCUCUCCUGCUCCCCUCCUUCCAAUGGUUCUUUAGGUUUAAACCAGACUGGGAUCAGGCAGCCCUUCAAAUAGAGGACUAUACUCUUUAAAUUAGGACACAUAGCCACCCUAACUCCACCAUAUAUGCAAACUUCCAAUUUCAGCCCCCCACCCCCCUGCCAAAACCAUAGCUGAUGAAUGAUGAGGUCUAAAGCAGGGGUCAAGCAACCUUUUUCAGCCAUGGGCCAAUCCACUUUCCCUCAGACCAUGUGGUGGGCCGGACUAUAUUUUUUGGGGGGGGGGGGGAUGAAUGAAUUCCUAUGCACACAUUCUGCUCAUGUAAAAACACCAGGCAGGCCCCACAAAUAACCCAGAGAUGCAUUUUAAAUAAAAGGACACAUUCUACUCAUGUAAAAACAUGCUGAUUCCCGGACCGUCUGCUGGCUGGAUUUAGACGGCAAUUGGGCUGGAUUCGGCCCACGGGCCUUAGGUUGCCAACCCCUGGUCUAAAGUAUGUUUGACCUUUGGUAAACAAACAGCAGGGCUUGUGUAAAGGAAUGCAAAGGAAGGUGUGUCUGCAAAGAGGGUACGAAGAGGAAAAAGUUGACACUACCAAAUAAAAAGCCUCUUCUCAACAAGGAAAAGAUUGUCUUCCUCUCUCUCCCUUGUGGUUAUUUUUCUUCCCCAAACAAGGCGAAUCACAUUCCUCACUGAGGACUAGGUCCCUGCCAAGUUUAUUGAACAAGGAAACCAUUUUCCCCCUUUGUGCAAACUUUUCUAUAGAACUUUAAGCCAGUUCAGGUGAUGUGGGAAAAUUCCCGCCCUACCCUGCGUGCCUGUACUUUCUCAAAGAACUAAUCUCUUCUUUUUCUAAAUAAAUGCACAUUGAUGUUCUUUUGAUCCCAUCAAAACCGAAGUUUCGUCUGUCAAAUGUUAAGGUGCUCUUAUUGUGGGCAGUGUUUCAAAUUAUCGCCUUCAGAGGUUCUGUGAUUGAAAAAGGGAUGAGGUAAAAAAAAAAAAACUUGCUGAUCGGACUUUUCAGCUGCCAUGGAAUGUUUAGGGACAUUCUGAAUGCUGAGGGUGAAGGUGCCAGAUAUAGAAUUAUUUAUAACACUGUGGUAUCUCUGAGAAAACUGAAAGGUCGUUUUGGCUUGGGGGGGGACGUUGCAGUGCCCAGGGUCAGGGAACGGUGAAUGUUUCUGGCAGCAGGGCAAGAGUAGGAGGAGAGACUGGGUUAUUAAUGAGAUUAUGUCUGCUUUGAGGUUUGUCAGUUUUAACAGACCUGCAGAUGUGGAAGCUGCAGCAGUGGUUUCUCUUGCUCCUCCUCCCGCUCAGUCCCUUUACCCCAUGCUCUGCUCCCCUCCAGCCAGAUGAAGCAAACAUGCUGCUUCUGUGGCCCCCAAAAAGCUGGAGGGGAGGUUGGGCAACAGGAUUCGGUAGAGAGUGGGGAGGAAUGGAGCAACAUGGCCACAGCUUUUUGUACAGUUCUGGAUUUGCCAAAGAAACAGGCAUGAUCUUAGGCUUGUACGACCUAGGACCCCACAGUCCUGGAUUUACAGUUUCUGAUUUGAUCCUCCAAUGUCCCGCUUUUCCUUAGGAUGUCCCGAUUUUCAUCAGAGAAAUGUUGGAGGGUAUGGAGUUAUGCAACCCCCUUUAGAAUACAUCUGUAUAGGAAAGUUUUUUUUAAAAAAUGUUUAAUGUUUUAAUAUGUUUUAAUAUAUGUUGGAAGCCCCACAGAGUGGCUGGGGCAACCCAGUCAGAUGGACAAUGUACAGAUUAUUAUUAUUAUUAUUAUGGAAUAGGAUGUCCCUAUUUUCAUCAGAGAAAUGUUGGAGGGUAUAAGCAUGUCAGGGAGAAGGCUAGCUAGAACCUUCACCCUGACAUGAAGGGACAUUAUUAUUAUUAUUAUUAUUAUUAAUAAUAAUAAUAAUAAUUCACUCCCAUGGACCUCUCCACCUAUACUCUGAAGGUUCACCAUCUCAUUGACUCCAAGGCAGAUGGUUCUGUGAGGUCAGCCAGGUGAUAUGUAUUAGAUUUCAUACAUUUAUUUCGACCCACUGGCCUUUUUAAAAAAUGUUAAUGCUAAUUAAAGCAGGUCGCUUUAAUAAAUUCUGGCGAUUCAUGCAAAAUUUAUGCAGACAUUUUACUUCCUACUAGGGUGGGAACUUAACACAUUGUGUUUUGUUUUGUUUUUUAAAAGGAAAUUCAGCACCAAGAAGGGAACAAGGACAUGGAUUUGCACAUGCUAAUACAUAUAUAAAAUAUACCUUCAAUAGAAAAUACAUCUCACUGGGGUGGGAGAGACUGUGUCUAGGUACCUGCUGUGAGCCUGCUCAGUCUGUUUUUUCAGGUGUUCACUAUUGAUAGGCUAUUUCAAGGCCUCCUUAUAAUGAUAGCAGGAGAAGGUUGCUUUGAGUGGAUGGAAAUCUUCCAGAGUUGCUAAACACAGCAGGAGACCUGAGAGGCAAAGGGCAAGAGGGGGAGAGGAAUAAAAAAACAUGCAGGGUUUGGAAUCUGGGUGGGCUGAGUCUUGCCAGGGGAGGUUGUAAGGAUCAAGAGGAAGGAAAGAGGAUGAUAACUGAGGACUAGGGGAAAGAGGUUGAUGUACCCAGAGGAUCUCCCUUAGCUGCAGUUGUGAGUCUAAUGCAGGGCUGCUUCAAGAUGGGAGUCAGGAGCAAGACAGUAGUAAUUCACAAGGUGUCAGUGAAGUUAAAUUCAUUAUUUGAGGUUCUCCAGUUCCAAACUCCCAUUUCUCUCUGAGCGCUCCUAAGCAAAUCUCACCUGCCAAAUUUUCGAUCUUUGACAGCUGUGCAGCGCCUAGCGCAAAGCCAUUUGGAAUCCAACAGUUCCUGGAUGGAUGACGACUACCCUGAGGAUGUUGAGGAGGACGAGGAAGAUGAGGACGAGGAGGAGGAAGAGGAAGAAGCUCAGGAUUCAGAUGACACCGUGAGGGAGAUGCCCGGCCUUUGCAAGCCCGGGGGUAAGCAAUGACAAUAGCAAGCAGACACAUGAGGGGGGGGGAGACUGUGGUGCCAGCAGGGGGCAGCAGAGAAUACCCAUCUUGCGCUUGGCAUGGCUGGGCCUGGCAGCUUCUAGGUAGCUCCUACAGCGGAUGAGUCACAUGUCUAUUUGUUCUGAAGCCAUUGUGUUGGUUUAUUAAAGCUAUUACCUGCGCAGCACCAUCGUAACACAGUCGUUGCAUUUGCUCUCUUUGGUCAGUAUAGUAUGAAUGGAUAGGGAAGGGAAGGAAAAGGAGAAAGGAAUAACAAAACACAUUACACUGUAGGAGCCCACACCAAAACCAGGGGGGAGUAUUUUCUGAGAAUUGCAGAAAAUUGUUUUGCGCUGCCUUGAGUCUAAGCACCAUAGCAAAGGAAAGGAAAGUUUAAUCAUUCAUCCGAAACCACAACAGAGAAAAGGAUAUGCCUAGAUUAUGUUCCAUAGGAAAUGUAAAUAUAUAUAAACAGCCCUUCAGACUGAAGGCCCAUCUAGCUAGUCCAACAUCCUGUUUCGAGCCACAUGCUUCCGGGAAGCCUGCAAGUGGAGUAUGGAAGGGCCAGCUUAAUAACAAAUCGUUUUCCAAGCCUAAAAUAGAUGAAUACUUCCCCACUCUCUGCCUGCACUGCUACUGGCAACAGGAAGCAGCCCAGCUUUCAUCUGCAACAAACACGGAUGUCAGUGCUGCUGGGAUACAGAGAGGGAUGAGUUGACCACUCCAGCUUCCAUGUUUUCCCCUUCCCUUCCCUUCCCUUCCCUUCCCUUCCCUUCUCUUCUCUUCUCUUCUCUUCUCUUCUCUUCUCUCUAGCAAACUUCUUGCCUUCGUGGUUGCAGCAGGAAAGCCCACUUCCCAAUAUACAGUGGUACCUCGGGUUAAGUACUUAAUUUGUUCUGGAGGUCCGUUCUUAACCUGAAACUGUUCUUAACCUGAAGCACCACUUUAGCUAAUGGGGCCUCCUGCUGCCGCCGCGCCGCCAAAGAACGAUUUCUGUCCUCAAACUGAAGCAAAGUUCUUAACCCGAGGUACUAUUUCUGGGUUAGCGGAGUCUAUAACCUGAAGCGUAUGUAACCUGAAGCGUAUGUAACCUGAAGCGUAUGUAACCCGAGGUACCACUGUAUAGGGAGAAUCUACUGGAAGUUCAAAUUUACGUUGCUCCAUCUCCCCAGAAUCCAGUCCUUGUAAGCCAAGUCUAGAUCUUAACUGCCUAGCCUUAUGGGUGCAGGUGUGGACCCAUCCCCUAUGACUUUGCCUCCCGCCCGCUCCUUGCCAAGCAUUUCCCAGUUUGUUAAAAAGCUAAAUUUUGCACGCAGAAUUAAAUAUGCAAAGAUAACCAGCACAGACCUCAAAAUAUACAUCGUCCCCAAUACAUCUGAGGUUAGUCAUCGCAGUCCCCCUGCAACUGGGGGAAUGAAUUAGCCAUGACUCACUUGGGUUCCGCUGCUCAGCCAUGACUCACUUACCUGGAUCAAGGCCAUCAUCUGCAAAGUGAAUUUGAAAUUCAUCAUUUGGGUUUCUUCAACCCAAAACUUGGCUUUUUGUGGCAACUGAGAGCUGCAUGCAUGCUGCCUUCCUCCUCUAAAUCCUACCAUCGGGACUUUAUUCACGAAAUGCAUAGUUCUUCCAUUCAUUGCCAAAUAAUUUAGCGCUUGCCUUCACUGUUGGUUGCUCUUAAAAGGAUAGGAUAUAUUCAUAGGGGGCAGGUCUAGUAGCCACGACAAGCCAAAUGGAACCUCCACAAUUCAAAGCAGUACAGUGGUGCCUCGGGUUAAGUACUUAAUUCGUUCCAGAGGUCCGUUCUUAACCUGAAACUGUUCUUAACCUGAAGCACCACUUUAGCUAAUGGGGCCUCCGGCUGCUGCCGCACCGUCGGAGCACAAUUUCUGUUCUCAUCCUGAAGCAAAGUUCUUAACCCAAGGUACUAUUUCUGGGUUAGUGGAGUCUGUAACCUGAAGCGUAUGUAACCUGAAGCGUAUGUAACCCAAGGUACCACUGUAUACCUCUGCAGGUUGUUGGGGGGAAAUAGCAAGCGAAGGCCCAGCUGCUCAGUUGCCUACUUUUGACUUCUCAGGGAUAUCUGGCUAUCUGCUGCUGCAGAUACGCCAUGUCUAAUCCAGUGAAGCAGCGAUGUUCUUAAUCAGAAACACCAAAGAGUCUUGUGUCACCUUAAAGACUAAUGCAUUUAUUGUGGCAUUUGCUUGAAGGCUUAUUCCAUACUGAAUCCAUCAGCCUUCAAGGCUCUUGGCUUGUUGUUUUUUGCUGCAAUAGUCUAAACACGGCUGGUCUCCUUGGAAGUUCUUAAUCAAGAAACUGGCUUCUGCCAUCAUAAUGGCACUGCUAUUUUUUUAAAAAAAAAGUUUUGCAAGUUUUGGCAACCCCUGUAAUUUUGCUAAAUUCCGAACUAUUGUUUCAGACAUUUCUUUUCACUCCACGUCAAAAAAAAAUAAAAUCAAAUUAUAAUUCUCCGCUUUGGCAUUUAUCCUCCCCUACUCCCAAGUCUUGGUUGAAAGAUAGAAUUCCUUCCCCUGACUUCUCCCCAUUUCUGCUGCCCACCCCCCAAGAUAAAAUGCAUUUUCUUCAGCCUGAGGUGAUAGCUCAAAGGGUGCUCUGGAGAGCAGGGAGGGGCUGGUUCUCGAGGUCAAGUCGUUUCUCAAGCAGGUGGGCUGUUUCCAUGGCAAUGCUCUUCUAUUUAAAGGGCUUUCUCCCGCUGUUCGCCAUGUAUCCCACUCGCUGGGGGGUUCGCUGCAUGUACUGAAUACAUUUCCCUUCAUUUAGCACCUCUGCUGUCAGGGAGAAACCUGUAAAUGGUUCCUCCUCCCCCCCCUCCCAACUCUCUCUCUCUCUCUCUCUCUCUCUCACACACACACACACACACACACACACUCCUUAUCCCCAGUAUGGGGAGAAGCUGCUAGUCUCCUAGGAAACCAUCUUCCUCAGCAGGAAAGAGCUGUGAGAUGGGAGAGGUGGCAUCUAUACAAGGCAUCUUUCUCUCUCCCGCCUCCAGACCCUUCUGUCCACAAAUUCACUCCCUCUUGCUAUAUCAGAGCAAAAGGUCUGGAGUUUGGAGGGGUAGUUGCUAGGUGUCCGGCAGUUUUUAAAAAAGCAUUUCAGAUCAUCAUGAAAUUGUGGCCACAUAGAGCCUCUUUCAAACUGCAGAGGGAGGGCAUGGGGAAAGCGAAGAGGAGGAUGGUGCCAAGUUGGUACGUGGAUGUGGCUGGGGUUUAUAAGAUCCUAGCGGGAGCUUUGUGAUCACACAGGCUGUGUCUACACACACACAUUUACUCUGCGUCUAGUGGGCUCCCAUCCCAAGUUUGGGAACUGGCGUACAUAUAACAUUAGCCACAAUUCAUAUUUCCUGCAACAUCUUGUGAAAUGCUGUGCUGGAUGUGUUCCCCCUGACCAAAGCAGCUGCAACCUGAAUAAAGGGGGAAAGAACCACCUAACCGUGUUCUGCGCCAGUGAUGUGUUGACAGCAUCAGUCUGGGCAACCACAGGGACUGGAAACUUGGUUUCUUUUUUCUUUUCUUUUCAAAAUGCUGCCGCACAAUUAGUUUUUCGUGUCGCGCCAGCAGUAUGUACAGGGCAUUGAAAAGGCAAUGGUGUUUUUGGGUCUGGCUGAGAUGGCAAAGUUAACCUGUUUAAUUAGAGAAAAAUCAUUAUUGGCAUCUGUUAAGCACCGGAAAUUUCGUAUGGGCUUUUUGUGCGAGAAAAGAAAGCGAACUUGUAAUAUCUGGAUUUGAAGAUUGAAAAAAGACUGGUUUGUAGAUGAUAGAAUGGUUGGAUUUUAAGGAAUGGAUAUUAUAUGUUGCUGCAGGACAGAGACCUGGAAGUCUUUUGACUCCUUUCUGUCUUUCUUUAGUUUUUCCUUUCUUUCCCUUUUUCUUUUCUUCAGUUCUCUCCUGUUCUUGUCUUUUAUUCUUUCUGACUUUGUUCUUUUUUUUUUGGCUAAGUAGCUAUUUUAUCUAAGUAUAUUAUGAAAAGACACCUUGUAAUGGAGUUGUGUUUUUGUAUAUCUAUGAAUAAGUAUCAAUAAAUAAGUUAGUAUACGAAAAAAGAAAAAGAAAAGAUGUUUUGACCAUGUCUUCCUUUCCCAACUCAUAUUUCUUUAUUGUCUAUCACAGCAUCCCAGUUGGGCCCAGCUUCCAAGGCAGCCUUGCUCAGGCAAUGCACUGGUAAGAAAACACCUUCCUCUCAUGUCAGAUCUGCGUCCUAGCAAUCUAUCCAAGAGUUACGUAAUCAGAGCAAUCAGCACUGGCGCUGUCCAAAGUCAAACAGCCCUGUGGGCUUUGCAGUUGUGUAAAAGAGGGAUUCUCUUACCCUUUCAUGAUAAACUGCAUGUGCCAAAUAGUCUUGCAGACUAUUGUGAAAGUUUCAGGAGGCUCUGCCCAUCUUUCUUUCUUCUGGUUGCCUUAAUCGGAACUCAUGAGAGCUCUGGUUAAAUAGCAAACAAGCAAGGAGACUUCCGGUAAAGAUGGCGUCAGGUCAGAAAGUUGGCUCACACAAUUUUAACCAAUUUUCAAUUGGUUUUAACCAAUUAUUUUAUCAACCUUUUCAUAACUUGGAACAAGCAAGGAAUGCCUGCCAGUCUUACAAGGGAAAUUCAGGAGGUGCCAAAUCUACAUCAAGUGUAUUAAACUUACAAAUUGAAUACGCAAGAUGUAUAUAGCAUUCCAUGCAGAGGCAUAACUAGGGUCCCUUGUGCCCUUGGCAAGGACCUGUAUUGGUAUUCUCCUCCCCCCAAAAAAAUCUCUUUACCGCAAUAUCCACAUUAAAUGACAACAUUUAAUGCGACCCAAGUACGCAAAGCGUCCAGAGUGAGGGCGAGGCAAGGAGGAAGGGCCUAAAAAUUGGCACGUCUUUGUGCCAUGGUGUGAGAAGGAUGGGAAACCUUUCCUGGGUUUAUCUCUCCACACCAGAAGCAGCACUGCGCCACACACAUAUUCAUCAUACCCCGCAUAGUCUCCAUCUACCUUCAUACCACCCUGCCACUUUCCCUACCGCUCAGCUCCCAGCUUACACAGAUAGCUGAGGCAGGGAAGAGAGGAGAUCUCUUGGGUGUUAUUAGUCCCAGGUUCAUAGGGACAGGAGCCCAGCAGGAGUGGCAAGGGAGAAGGAUGUCAAAGAGCUGAGCCGCUCAAUCAGCAGAUAUAUCUAUCCCGAGAUUAUACACCCCUUAGAUGCAGCUCAGGAAUGGUGUGCUUGAAUGUUUCACCAUACCCACCCAAAAAAUCCCAAACCCACAUAGAAAAAUGUAACAUCCACUUCUCCAUGACUAUAUAUGGUAGUACUCUUACAUGCAUUUCCCAUCUGUACUCUGAAAGUGGUACAGUCUGGCUGGAGCUGUAUUAUGUGUCCAAAUAUAUCUCCUUCUGAUCCGCAUCUUAGAUGUCAGCACUUUGAUAGAAUGCUAGAUUGCUGCUUUCCACACAUGUAUUGCAUUCACUGGGAAUUGUGUGGGUGUGACAUGUUAAUUUACUUCUGUUAUCCUUGGCUCUUAAUAAUUUGCUUUUCCCCCUCCAUCACUAAAUGAUCUGUGCAUAUACUCGCAGUGUUUUUGACAUCGACCGCCUGCUUUUUCUUUUAAAGCACAGAGCAGCGCUCAUGGGGCUCCAUCACAGCACUGACCUUAGCUUCCGCAGCGCUACAAUAUCAAGUGCUCCCAGAUUGUUCAUUGGUCCAUAUGUUUGUGUGUGUGUGUGUGCCACCUUCUCACUGUUCGGUGUGCAUUUGGCAACGCUGGCUGUUGCUUAUGGUCCUUCCAGAUACGGGCUUAAUACUGCGAAAGAUUGUUGUUGAGGGAUUGCUGCAAAAAAAACAACAACCAACAACUUGCAUGUGUGAGGAGCACUGAUCCCACAAUAAAUGUAUAUCUGGAAGCACCCUUGGAGAAGAUUGUGUUGCUAUAAAACCAGUUGAAUCACAAAGAUGCUGCAGCCUCUGUUAUCCUACCUGAUAACGUUGCUGCUGGAUGCCUCCAGAUUUAAUCCAAGACAUAACAAGAAGGCCGCAUCAUGUUUAAUUGGAACACACACGUACAUGGUCUUCAGACUAGCGAAAGAAGCACACAGGCAGAGGAGACAACAUACAAACUCAAACACACACAACGGGGCAUUUGUAGGUAGUGACAUUUUCUCUCUCCUUUUUCCUCUUCAAUCACCAUCACGGCUGCCUGAGAAGUCUUGGAAAACAAGCCCAAAGAAUCUGAGCAUCCCAUCUAUCCUGCACUCUCCAAAUCACAGAAACGGAAAGGUAAAUGUUUGUGCGACAACUGCAGGGCUUAAGUGGGAUUUAUCACUCGGGUUAUAUGGGCGAAGGCAAAAAGCCUUUGAGAGUUAAAGAUGGCAUGGCAGCAGCAGCAUUGCCCACGGGGGGCAUACUUUGUUGUUGUUGUUGUUACCACCCCACCAUUUUCCGUGACAGAACUCAAAAGAGCUUACAGAUAAAAAUAAGAACCACUAAAAGCAUAGGGGGGGAAAUCAUUAAAAAAACAAUUAAACAUUGAUAUAUUACAACUAUAUAAUAUAUAAAACCUGUUAAAACCAUAUGAAUAAUUACAAUAAAAACAGCACAGCAUCAGCCCUUUCAUUCAAAGCAGUCAGUUCCCAAAAGCCUUUUGGAACAAGAAAGUCUUCACCUGCUGGCAGAAGGACAACAAGGAAGGAGCCAGUCUAGUUUCUCUAGGAAGGGAGUUCCAAAGCCUGGGAGCCACCACCAAGAAGGCCAUCUCCCACGUCUCUCCCAAGUGCCCCCGUGAGGUGACAGGAGCAAGAGAAGGGUCUCCCCUGAAGAUCUCAAAACCCAGCCAGGUUCGCCUGAGGGAAUAGAGUCCUUCAGAUAGCUUGGACUGAAGCUGUGUAGGGCUUUAUAAGUCACAACCAGCAUUUUGAAUUGUGCCUGGAAACCGACGGGUAGCCGGUGGAGUCGUACGCUCCAUACGACAAGCCCAGGUAAACAAUCCGGCUGCAGAUCUUUGAGCCAGCUGAAGUUUCUGAGCACUUUCCAAAGGCUGCCCCACAAAGAGCGCGUUACAGUAAUCCAAAUGGCAUGUAACUUAAGUCGUGCAUCGCCGUGGCCAAAUCAGAUAGCUCAAGAAGCGGGCACAGCUGGCUGUGCACGAGAAGAUUAUGCAGGAUUCUGAUGCUCUAAAAAAAAAAAAAACUUUUGAAAGCUGCGAACAAUGGCAGUGGUGGGCAACUCUCUCUCUCUCUGCCUUAUCACUGUCAUCUGCCUGUAGGAACUCUUGUCCUUCUCCAGCCACGGUCUCCAUGGAAACAGAAUCAUAGGCAGAUCUGUACAUAUUUUGUGAGUAGAGAAGAGGACUCUCAAUAAAACGUUGUGGCGUGUCCCUUCUCCACAACAGUCCCUUUGAACAGGAACCUUCUACCAUUGUUGAGGGCUUAGAGACGAGCCCUUUUUUUCCUUUCCCAGAAUCCUCUGCUGCACCAUAUAGUUGCCAAGAGUUAACUGUCAGGGAUAGCUGCCAGCCCUGAACGUCAAGGUUUCAUUGCUUAUGUACUUGGGGAAGAAGAGUUUUAUAGGCUUGUGGUGUGCCCUCACUGGAUCCUAGUGCUCUCCUCUAGGAUACUACUGGGGAUGGUGGACAAUGGGCAGGAUGAGGCCCACCAAGCCAUUUGAAGUGGCCUGCUCCGGUCUUCAGAGAUCAGUCUGUGAAAAACAGAGAUUGCCCUCUUUACUGCAAUGUGUAAGGCUUCUCAGUUGCACAGAGAGCCUUCAGACACAGAGACUAUUAAAGCUGUUUGAUCAGCCAGCAGGUUCAAUAUUAUAUACAUACAUGACUUAACAGCGAAGGCAGUUGACUUUUUUUCCAUUCUGUCACUGCAAAGCUUCAUGAAACGAGGUUUUGUCCUAUCCGCGUGAAAUUUGGCAUAAAGAAUAUGCCUUGGGUGGGUUGAGGGCAGCAUAAUAUGGUGAAAUUUCAGAAAAUCCUGGAGAAGAAUGGCUGAAUUAGAGCAGUUCACACGUUUUGUGUUCAGGUUCAGGCAACCCAUGUUACUUGCCAUUAUUAUUAUUAUUAUUAUUAUUAUUCACAGUCAAAGCAUACCUUACAUUUACCCAUUUGGGGCUGUUUCCAUUAUGUCGAAAACUUGUGCCUGUUUCAAGAAUCUCCUUUCUUCUGGUCAAAAUCUGCUGUGUAUAAAUCAAUUCCCAUUCUAAUCAGUCAUUUAACUAAGAGUGAGUUGUUCAAAACAUUGCUCGUUGCCAAACACUGGCUCUUCCCAGAGGGAGCUUGCUUCUCAGAAGAAAAAUGGCCAUCGCUGAGGAGGAGGCUGCUGUGGAAGACGGUGGGUGGGAGGAAUGGAGCCGCUGUGCUUGUUUUGGUGUGUGCAAAAUGCUUCAGCAUGAGUCUGGGUGCGUUUGUGAGUGAAUUUCUGCUGCAUAUGUGUGUGAGAGGAGAGUGUGUGUUAGACAAAGGGAAGCUGCCAUGACUGAAUGGGAUUUGCAGUCUCUGGCUCCCCCCCCCCCCGCCCCCCGGUGAUUCCCGCCGCAACUUCUUUUGAGAUCUCUGCCCUGUUUGCAAUCUGUGAUCUCAGCAGUGGAUUUGGGCCCCAUACAUUUAAAGCACGUGGCUUUCCCUCAAAGAACCCUGGAAACCGUAGUUUGCCCUCACAGAGCUACAGUUCCCAGCACCCUCAACAAAACACAGUUUCCAUGAUUCCUGGGGGGGGGGGUAUGUGUUCUAAAGACUUUUAGAAGACAUCUGAAGGAAGCCCUGUUUAGAGAAGGUUUUUAUGUUUGAUGGAUUACUGUAUUUUAAUAUUCUGUUGGAAGCCACCCAGAGUGGCUGUGGAAACCCAGCCAGAUGGGCGGGGUAUAAAUAAUAAAUAAUUAUUAUUAUUACUAUUAUUAUUAUUACUAUUAUUAUUAUUAAGGCACUUUAUAUGGUUAUUGCAAGCUAUUCUGUCUUAGCUUUAGGCACUUAGAGUGAUAACAGCAAUAGACUGCAUGCGAGGCCUGGUAUUGUUCAGGACCCAUUGAGCCAGUUCAUUAUCUUCAUCAUAGUUCGUUCCAUGGUUGAAGAACCAUAUCAGGACUAAAAUACAGUCCAUUACGGCAAAAGCGGGAAUAAUGUUGAGAUAAUUAUAAAAAUAGCCUCCUUUAGACGGCUGAUGUAAAUAUUACUAAGAUAAUAAUUGCAAAGUUGUUUUGACAUCAAGGGCAGUAUAAUUCAUAUGUAUUAUGGGGUUUGUCCCCCUCCCUGCUCCCACUCCCACCACCAGAGGGGGCUUAAUGGAAUUCAGUGAAGAUUCUUUUCAAUAAACGAAAUAAAUUCUAGAGGGGGUUUUUUUAACCCUUCAGUUUAAGCAGAGGCGGAUGGGGGGGGUGUUGCAACCAAGCUGAGGGUUAGCCAUCCCUGCUGUAAAGGAUGCUUGCAGGGCAAAAGAUGUUUUGUCACUUCUUGCUCAUCAGCGGGACGCUUGUUCCCAUCAGGUGGGCAGAAAGUAUCCUUUGCUGGAUCCGUAGAGGAAGUCCCCAAUGAAUCUGAGCAGCCAGAAGGUGCUGAAGGUGAAGCCCAGGACCAGCAGAACCAGGAGACAGAGGUGGGACCGGAGCAGGGAGACCCGCCACUAACAGGUAAUGUACCUGAACAAAGGAGCUCUGUCUCUGCUGGUUGCUAAUCAGCACAGUGCCUAGCUUAGUCCUUGGCUUUUAACAUGUUGUUGCAUUCCUAGUGUUGCAAAAGGUGUUUUAAAAAAAUUGUAGGUUUUGCCUGUUUGCCUCACAAGAACCCUGAGUAAGGGGCUGAUCCAUGGGCAGAAAAAAAUAUUUAUUUGGUUUUUCAUAUUAAAGUUUUACAAUCACAUAUCCAGCAUCCAAAAAAGAUUCCAAAGAAUCUCCUGGACUUCCCUCCUCCCCUCUGUGAGUCCUAUUGUAAAUCAUUUCCUCCUGCAUCUUUUAUAAUAAUAGAAAUCUUUUACAUCUCCAUUAUGUCCAAAAUUCACCAUUGAACUACAAGUGUUAUUCCAAUCCUACUAAUGAUUUUAACUGUUUACAAUGGUUUUUAAGAUAAAUUAUAAAUUUCUUCCAUCCCUUACUAAAAUUUUGGUCUUCCUGAUUUCUGAUUCUUCUGGUCAUUUUUGCCAUUUCGGCAUAAUCCAUCAACUUAAUCUGCCAUUCUUCUCUGGUCGGGACUUUAUCUUCUUUCCAUCUCUGGGCCUCCUCUGAACUAUUUUAAGUUCACUUUACAAUGCAAAGGAUAAGUAUAAUGCUGGUUUAAUACUGUGUGACAACCAUCUCUCAAACUGGGACCUCUUCAAGAAUCUGCUGUGGUACAUGAGAUUAUGUUCUGUGACGUUAGACAUGAAAGAUAAUGACUGACUCAAGCCCCCCUCCCCCCAUGAGUUUCACAUCAGAGUAGUGAUUUGAACCCUGAUUGCCCUGGUCCAAGCCCAGUGCUCUAUAUUGUAUAUUCCACACUGCCUCUGGUUUAAGAUCAUGGCUGGGAAGUGAAUGAUCUAUUUAUGACUAAGAGUAUUUAUCUCUCGCAUUUGGGCCCUACAGAGCCCCCCACCAACCCACCACCAGCAGAAAUGGCUUCCUCGCCCUCAGUUUCCCUAUAUAGCUAAAAAGUUGCCUUAGCUGGCUGGUCUAGAACUACCUGAUUUUCAAGGGUCUUGGUCUGCAUUCGAAAUUAGCCAGGCGCCACUCGCGUUUUGCAACUGGCAACCAGCCCUUUGCAGCUGGAUGGAGAUGUCCGGGUACCACCUUUGGUGCCUAGCAUCUCCCCUUGCCUGGCUGCAGUCAGCUGGUCUACCAGGCACCUGGUGAAAUACCUGAUUCGUCCAGCAGUGCGGUCAGAUGGACAGGGUGCAAGAAACAAAUUGGUGGUGGUGGUGGUGGUGAUGUGGUCUGGGUGAUGUCCCAUGUCCAGAACAGAAAUUAAUCCAGUGAAUAUGAUCAUUAUUCACUGUUGUUGUUUUCAGCCUACAAACAAUAUAGAAUGAUUGUGUAAUAAGUCAUGUUUCCCCUAUCCGCUUUGCACUGACUUUCCUUUGCAUUGAAAUGAUUGGUGCAGAAUAACAUAAUGAUAAUGCAAUUAUGAAAAGUUCAACCACAGUGAGACGAACAAUGUAGGCUUCGUCAGAAGCCGAAUGCAGAACAGAAGGAGUCCUGCAUGUGACUGAUAAAAGGUGGAACGGAAGUUGAUGCCUUCUUAAUUCCCUAACUGUGACAACCAUCUCAUCCCCUCCUUGAGAGCCAGUGUGGUGUAGUGGUUAAGAGCAGUGGACUCAUAAUCUGGUGAACCGGGUUCGAUUCCCCGCUUGUCCACAUGCAGCUGCUGGGUGACUUUGGGCUAGUCACACUUCUCUGAAGUCUCUCAGCCCCACUCAGCUCACAGAGUGUUUGUUGUAGGGAAGGAAGGGAAAGGAGAUUGUUAGCCACUUUGAGACUCCUUAGGGUAGUGAUAAAGCAGGAUAUCAAAUCCAAACUCUUCUUCUUGCUUUGGAUUUUACAAGGGAAGAUUACUUCUUUUCAAGUUAGUUUAGAACCAGUUUUGACGGUCACAGCCAUUCAGCAGGAAACCCUGGGAAUAGGAGCCAUAGGAAAGAGCAACAGGCUUCUUACAUGGAAAUGUCAGCACCUUCACAAAUGAUGGCUGCCAGAGGGAAAACCAUCUUUAAAGUGAUUUGAAACUGGUGUAAAGUUUUGUCAUGUAGAUGCCCUACAUGUUGAGAACUCCCCCCCCAAAUGCUUAUGUUUUUCCUCUCCUUCUGUAGAUCAUGUUAUGGAACUAAGUCGCUCCAGCUGGGAAGAGAGACCUCCCUGCGCUCUUAGCGCCGAAAACCGUUCCUCCCCACCCCCUAUCCACACCACCACCUAGCGCAAGCAGUGAAGGGGUAGAGUCGGGAGCUGUCCCACUGAUGGAAAACUCUCCUUUUUCACCAAGAUGGAUUGGGUUAUUUCCUUUUAACAACUAUCUUCUCUUUUCUGUUCCAGAUUUGUCUUUCUUUUCACAGUGUUUGGUUUGUGUUCCGUGAAUUAUUUAGCACAAGGGAAAAGGAAGUGGGGGGAGGGGGAGCCACAGUCACUGGUAUCCAAACUUCCACAUUCAGAAGGAAUAUAUCAUCUUUCUGACGGCCAGAGGCUGGGCACAAGUGACAAGAGGGUGGAUAUCCUUACUGUGCCUUUGCUUGUGAGGUUCCGGGGUUCGGGGGUGUAUGCAUAAGAGCUGUCGUUGUCCACAGGGCUGCUUGUUUGGUGUAAUCCAGCAUGGCGGUUCUUAACAUUUUUUCACCCAUCCAGAUCUGAAAAUUUAAAACUAGUAUCUGAGACCAGUGAAAAUAACCAGGUAGCUGGCCUGAAGACCAUCGUUAGAUUCUCAGAAAUCCAAGUUUGAAAAUGUACAACUCACAGCUGAAUUCGAACUGAUAAGCUGGAGGGGAUAUCUACAAUUAAUUCACUUCUGAAUCCCUGCCACCACCACCUCUCUCUCUCUCACACCUGCCUCCCCAAUGCCCCAUUCAUCUCUCUGGAAGCUGCAAAUUAAAAUCUAAUCAUUUUGUAUAGUUGAAACUGCUCUCCCUCCCUCCCUAUGCUCUUAGACCCUUACUCCGCCACCUGUGUAUUGGGCAAUGCCUUUCCAUGUGCCUCUCUGCUCUAUUAAAGCUUUGUAAAUAAA